Messenger RNA from Coregonus sp. 'balchen', 61146 nucleotides. Lineage: Eukaryota; Metazoa; Chordata; Actinopteri; Salmoniformes; Salmonidae. The record is from the annotation of a GenBank genome assembly.
AUGCCAAGGAUCAUCCCUCAUGUAGCCAGUGACCCAAGGAAUCUUGGCCUUCUCCCUGAUAUUCCACCACCAGCCAUCCAGGAGCUGGUUCAGGCACAUGUCAGCCGAGGGCUAGGUAUGAGUGAUAAGAUAUAUAUUUAAAAAAAAGUUUUACCUCUCCCCCUGUUCCCUCCCCUGGCCCUGUUUGAUCCUCUUGCCCUGCUCUCUACAGUACAUGGGCCCUGCUCUCUACAUCGGCCCCUGUCUCUACACUGGCCCUCAGCAAUCCUCCACGGACCCUUGGACCUCUGCCCCUGGCUCUCCCUCUCUGUGUAGGCCUAUGUGUGCCAUGUUCAGGCAGCAGAUUCUUUUAAAAGCAAUCAUUCAAGAAUCAGGAUCAUCUUUAUCCGCCAAGUACAUUUACCUGUACCAGAAAUUUGACCUGGUGAAAUGUUGCUGCCAGCAAUUGACAGAAAAUAUGCUCUAUGUAAGAAUAGCAAUUAGUAGAUGGUAAUAUAAUUUGCUGUAAAUAUUUCAUUGAGGUAUGACUGAUAGCUAGCUAGCUAACUUAGCUACAACUAUUGAUACAUUCAUAUGGUCAUUAGAUAUUAGCUGUAUUACCUCGAUGUGAUCUGACAUCCCUGAUAACGUUAGCGCUUUGGAUUUUUAUGUUGUGGAAGGAAGACAAACGUGACUAAUUAGCUAACACAAAUAUACUGAAAAUGUUUUGCUAAUACAUUAAAUGAAAACAAGCAUUUUUGAUUAUGACGAGCCUAAAGUUAGCUAACUGUUAGUUUGCUAAAACUUAGCUGCCCAGUCUAGCCAACAGGUAGAACACAGCUGAACACUACAGAACAUGCAUAACAGGUUGGCAGGAACUAGCUAUUUUCCAGAACAGAACAAAGUGUACAAUAUAAUGGAUGAUGGCUAAUUACAUAAAAUAAUUGAAUGUUUUAUUCCAAAAAGUACUCUUACCAGAAUCUUUGGUUAUAGUCUGACUGGAUUGUCUGUAAGGCUAAACGGCACUAUGGCAGAGUGACAGUUGAGUUGUGAACAUCACUCACCGUGUGAGUGAGAUUACAGCUUGAAUACACUCGAGCCCAACGUCAUCACGUCGCCUUGCUGAGAAAUCAGCUGCAAAAUGUAAACAAACCUGAAGGGGGGAAAAUUGAAAAAAGUUCCGGUAUUUCCAGUGCUGUGGCGUCAAAGCAUUGAAUAAGUAAAAUUAAGACUUAAUAUCUCUUAUUUGAGAGAUAUAAACCAAAAUUGAUAAUGCAUUAUUUUAUUUUGCACUUACUGAGUCUGGCUUUAAGAUCUGAUUAGUAAAGAAAAUACAAGUUUUAGGGUCCUGGUUCACAUGUGACAGCACAGUGGCAUAAUGCAGUACAUGACAAUCUAGCAUCCUGGUAUCGACAGGUCCGAGAACAGAGGGGCUCACUUUUGCAGCCACACCUCAGGAGUUCUCUUCAAGCUUUAUCAGCCACUCGUAAGAGUGUCCACAAAGGGGUCCAGGAAUCAACUGUUUUAGCUCAUCCAAGUCUUUCUGGUGAAGGCCCCGAUUGGAUGGUUAUCAGACGUGUUGACCAAAUGCUUGUUUGGUACACUGCUCGGUUUGAAUGUAGCAGCAGUGCAGCCUGUGUUGGGGGGAUGUUCUCCAUCGAGAACUACCUCAUGGAGAAGAGAUCCUUCCUCAGAUCAUUGACACAAUCUAGGCUGGUUGCCUUGUCAUAGAGAACACAGGUGUAUCUCUCAAUCAAUGUGAAAGUGGACGAGUUCAGAUCAAGGGGUUGAAAUGGUUCAGCUGCCAUGGAAACGAAGGCAUCAGUCACCUUUGGAAAUGACUUCCAUGCACUCCAAUAUGUAUUUUUGCCCUUUCCAUUAAACUAUGAAGUUGUAUCACAACCUGUGAAUGCGUGGAAGCCUGACAAAGCCAAGCUCUUGUGAAUUCCAAGCUUCUCGUAGAUGUUGUUGAUGCAAAUCUCCUGGUAGUUUUUACCCAUACCAAAAGCAAUCCACAGCUUUAUGGUUGAAUAAUCCUUGAUAAAAUGGAAGAACAGCCAGCAAGGAGGACAAUGAUGUCUGUAUCCACUGUAAUUGUCAUGAACCCUGCGUCCUGAGUCUGUUCCUGCCUGUGUUGCUGUUUUUCUGCUCUGAAUCUCCUGUUUCCCGAAGGUUCCUGAACGCACCCUGUCCGGUUGCCGGGCGACGUUGCUAGGCGGGUGAUCUCUCGAUUACCCGCACCUGCUUCUCAUCAGCUUCGGCACACCUGGUCCUGAUCAUCACCCCUUCAUAAGCUCUGACCUGACAUCCAUUCCCUGCCGGAUCGUUAGCCAUUAACAGUAUGUUUUGCCAGCGUAUCAGCCUCUGAGUACUAGCGUUAGUUUUGUUGUUUUUUUGCACCUUGUUGACCUGCCUUGUACUUACCUCGGUUUUUUCUGUCUACAGUCAUUCUCCCGGAACCUUCACCCAACCCCUGCCGUGCCAUCAGUUAAUCUGCCACUUCACCACCACCUACUCAUCUCUGCCACCCGCUCCGUCUCCUGGAUUAUUCUGCAUCUUUUGAAUCUGUAAAUAAACACUCACAUUCGUUCAACUCACCUUGUCCUGGUCUGCUUCUGGGUUCGGUCUUAGAGAACCGUGACAGUAAUAGUUUGUGCACCCGGUUGAAGGGCAUCUUCAAGAUGAAGGCAUACUCUUGUGUCUGCCUCUUCUUGGUCACAUUCCGACAUUGAUGGCAGAGAGCCCUUUGAGACCACAUACUCAUCAAUUUUAGCAUAGAUCUUUUCCAUCUUCAGAUUCAUUGGCACACACCUUCUGUGUCAACAUUUUGAAAAGCUCCUGUUUGUUAUUAGUAGGGGUGUAACGAUUCGUUUUAACAACGAUUCGAUUUGUAUCACGAUUCGUGGUUGUCGAUACGAUUCAAGGACGAUAUUGGUUCAUUUAGAACGAUCCGAAACGAUUCAGUGACCUUUUAGCCAAAAAUUCAACCAGUGUGACUGAAAUAAAUACCUGGAUACUGGACAGUGCAGGUGAAGUUUCCUAGAUUCCUGUUUCUUGUAAGGACCGCAAUGGUGGCUUGAUAAUUUCUCGCUCGUCGGCUUCUCCUCUGUCGUCCGCCAUGCUAUGUUUUGUUGUCUUUGCGCCUUUGCUCUGCUGCUGGCGCGGGGCGAUGACGUCACGGAUAGGCAGACUGAAUCGAGUAAUGUUUAAAGCCUUUAUCAUUAAAAGUGCUAAGAAAAAACAUCCAUAUAAAGUCUGACGUGCUUAAAUCCAAUGGGUUAUUUCCUAGUAUCGAUACAAUCGAUUUAUUACAUUUUAAAACGAUGUUAGAUUGAUAUAUGUUGUCCAAAAGGCCAACUCGCCGAGCACAGAUCGAUGUAGUUGAUUCAUAGGAAUAUAAAUCGAUACAUCGAUGUAGUAGAUGGAUCGUUACACCCCUAGUUAUUAGGAUUUCUGUGAAAGUCAGAGAACAUACAUGGAAGUUUGGUUGUCUCCCCAACUUUCUUUCGGAUGCCUUUUUCUUGCUUCUCUCUCAUUUAAUCUUUUAGACUAUCUUCUUUGUAUGUGUCCCACACAAUAUCGAUUCUAUUGCAGUUUUUCAACUGGUGCUCUACCCAAGGCACUACUGCCAUAUUCGGCAAAUGUGGAAAUUUGUGGGUAGGCAAGGAAUGGACCAUGACAGCUACAUCAAUGAUUUUGGCAUCAAAAGAAGAGGGCACUGGUGGGUAGGAAUCUACAGCUAUCAGGCCUAGUAGAUCAGAUUUUAGGGUUGGCAGGUUAAGCAUUCCGGACAUGGGUUAUUCUCAUGAGUGAAAAACUCGUCCAGGUUUCCAUCUCGGAAUUUGAUCGCAAUGUAAAGUCGGCUGAAAAGUGUACAAUAAAUGUUUUAUGCUGAUAGUUGCCUUUUCUCUUUUGUGACUGGCUUUCCUUUAGCAUUUUUAAACAGUGGUACAUUAUUCCUCCUAAUGCUCUGAUGGAUGGAUGUGUUCCUAUCCACAAGGACUUCCUUGGUACCAUGCCCCAAUUUUUGGGCACCCCUUUUCAUAUAAAUUAAUUCUUCCCAAAGAGCAUCUCUGUCACGUCUACUCCCGCUCCUCCUCUCCGGCACUCGACGUUGCCAGUUUACUUAUUAUUACACACACCUUCCACCAUCGUUACGCGCACCUUUGCCUCAUUAUGAGACUCACCUGGACUCCAUCACUUCACUGAUUACCUCCCCUAUAUCUAUCACUUCCUUUGGUUCAUUCCCCAGGCAGUAUUAGUUAUGGUCCUCUGUAGCUCAGCUGGUAGAGCACGGCGCUUGUAACGCCAAGGUAGUGGGUUCGAUCCCCGGGACCACCCAUACACAAAAAUGUAUGCACGCAUGACUGUAAGACGCUUUGGAUAAAAGCGUCUGCUAAAUGGCAUAUUAUUAUUAUUUAUUAUGUUUUUCAUGUCCAGAUGCUACUCUUGUUUUGUAUUGUGUAUUGUAUUAUUAAUACCCCUGUACUUGCUUCUCUACUCCCGGCGUCUGCGUUACAGAAUACUGCCUCACAAAUGGAAGCAACAGGGAUGAUGUCGGGUCCAAAUGCCACAGCCGAAGCAACCGGCCAUGCCUUGGCAGCAGAUGCAACCACCAACCAUGCCUCAGCUGGCUGGACAGGUUCCCAAGCCUCAGCUGGCUUGACAGGUUCCCAAGCCUCAGCUGGCUCGACAGGUUCCCAUGCCUCAGCUGGCUCGACAGGUUCCCUUGCUGGCUCGACAGGUUCCCAUGUCUCAGCAGAAGCCCCCGCGCCUCAGCAGGCUCGACAGGCUCCCGCGCCUCAGCAGGCUAGACAUGCUCCCGCGCCUCAGCAGGCUAGACAUGCUCCCGCGCCUCAGCUGGCUCGACAGGUUCCCGCGCCUCAGCUGGCUCGACAGGUUCCCGCGCCUCAGCAGAAGUGACCAGCCAGCUCCUGGUCCUCGGGACCUUUCCUCUUGUCAGCGUCGUCCUGCGGCUUGAGCCGCGCUCCCCCCAGGGUUUUUAUUUAUUUUAACUAUUUUUUACAUUGUAGAAUAAUAGUGAAGACAUCAAAACUAUGAAAUAACACAUAUGGAAUCAUGUAGUAACCAAAAAAGUGUUAAACAAAUCAAAUCAAAAUAUAUUUUAUAUUUGAGAUUAUUCAAAAAGCCACCCUUUGCCUUGAUGACAUCUUUGCACACUCUUGGCAUUCUUUCAACCAGCUUCAUGAGGUAGUCACCUGGAAUGCAUUUCAAUUAACAGGUGUGCCUUCUUAAAAGUUAUUUGUGGAAUUUCUUUCCAUCUUAAUGCGUUUGAGCCAAUCAGUUGUGUUGUGACAAGGUAGCGGGGGUAUACAGAAGAUAGCCUAUUUGGUAAAAGACCAAGUAUUAUGGCAAGAACAUCUCAAAUAAGCAAAGCGAAACAACGGUCCAUCAUUACUUUAAGACAUGAAGGUCAGUCAAUCCCAAACAUUUCAAGAACUUUGAAAGUUUCUUCAAGUGCAGUCGCAAAAACCAUCAAGCGCUAUGAUGAAACUGGCUCUCAUGAGGACCGCCACAGGAAUGGAAGACCCAGAGUUACCUCUGCUGCAGAGGAUAAGUUCAUUAGAGUUACCAGCCUCAGAAAUUGCAGCCCAAAAAAAUGCUUCACAGAGUUCAAGUAACAGACACAUCUCAACAUCAACUGUUCAGAGGAGACUGUGUGAAUCAGGACUUCAUGGUCGAAUUGCUACAAAGAAACCACUACUAAAGGACACCAAUAAUAAGAAGAGACUUGCUUGGGCCAAGAAACACAAGCAAUGGACAUUAGACCGAUGGAAAUUUGUCCUUUGGUCUGGAGUCCAAAUUUGAGAUUUUUGGUUCCAACCACCGUGGCUUUGUGAGACGCGGUGUGGGUGAACGUAUGAUCUCUGCAUGUGUAUUUCCCACCGUGAAGCAUGAAGGAGGAGGUGUUAUGGUGUGGGGGUGCUUUGCAGGUGACACUGUCUGUGAUUUAUUUAGAAUUCAAGGCACACUUAACCAGCAUGGCUACCAUCGCAUUCUGCAGUGAUACGCCAUCUGGUUUGGGCUUAGUGGGACUAUCAUUUGUUUUUCAAUAGGACAAUGACCCAGCAAACCUCCAGGCUGUUUAAGGGCUAUUUUACCAAGAAGGAGAGUGAUGGAGUGCUGCAUCAGAUGACCUAGCCUCCACAAUCCCCCGAUCUCAACCCAAUUGAGAUGGUUUGGGAUGAGUUGGACCGCAGAGUGAAGGAAAAGCAGCCAACAAGUGCUCAGCACAUGUGGGAACUCUUCAAGACUGUUGGAAAAGCAUUACAGGUGAAGCUGGUUGAGAGAAUGCCAAGAGUGUGCAAAGCUGUCAUCAAGGCAAAGGGUGGCUAUUUGAAGAAUCUCAAAUAUAAAAUAUAUUUUGAUUUGUUUAACACGUUUUUGGUUACUACAUGAUUCCAUAUGUGUUAUUUCAUAGUUUUGAUGUCUUCACUAUUAUUCUACAAUGUAGAAAAUAGUAAGAAUAAAGAAAAACCCUUGAAUGAGUAGGUGUGUCCAAUCUUUUGACUGGUACUGUAUAUAAAGUGUAAUAUUGGGAUGCAAACUCAAAGUUGAAUAUAUUUCAACUCUAUAUCUGACAUGGUACAGGUGUCUUUUUUUAAAGCGUGUGAGGUGUAUACUUUUGUUUCAAAGUAUGUUUGUUUAUGAAUACCAAGAAACACUCUGUGUGACCCUGAUUCAGCCCACUGCAAUAAAAGGUUAUUAAAAAAUACUUAGUAGUCGCCAAAGUUCCUUUGUCUUUAACCCCUACCCUAACCCUUACCUAAACCUAACGUUAAACCUUAACCCUAACCUUAACCACAGAGUUUCUAAACGCAUAGGCCCAACAUCUUGAGACUUCUCAGAACGCUUGCGAAGCAGACUUGGCAGACCAGUCAAUAUUCCCUAAAAACACUCCACUUUGAUACAGCUAAGACUGGAAGUGACUUUUUCGUACCAGAAUAGGAGAACUUACGCAACAGAUUGUUCACUUUUCUCAUUGAGCAGUGGAUAAUUAACGUAGCAGGUUAGGAUAUAAGGUUAAUGUUAGGAAAAGGGGUAGGGUUAGCGAAAAUGCUCUCCUAAUCUGCUACUAAAAGUAACUUCCGGUAGUACAGUGCCUUGCAAAAGUAUUCAUCCCCCUUGGCGUUUUCCUAUUUUGUUGCAUUACAACCUGUAAUUUAAAUUGAUUUUUAUUUGGAUUUCAUGUAAUGGACAUACACAAAAUAUUCCAAAUUGGUGAAGGGAAAUGAAAAUAAUAACUUGUUUCAAAGAAUUCUAAAAUAGAAAUAACGGAAAAGUGGUGCGUGCAUAUGUAUUCACCCCCUUUGCUAUGAAGCCCCUAAAUAAGAUCUGGUGCAACCAAUUACCUUCAGAAGUCACAUAAUUCGUUAAAUAAAGUCCACCUGUGUGCAAUCUAAGUGUCAAAUGAUCUGUCACAUGAUCUCAAUAUAUAUACACCUGUUCUGAAAGGCCCCAGAGUCUGCAACACCACUAAGCAAGGGGCACCACCAAGCAAGCGGCACCAUGAAGACCAAGGAGCUCUCCAAACAGGUCAGGGACAAAGUUGUGGAGAAGUACAGAUCAGGGUUGGGUUAUAAAAAAAUAUCAGAAACUUCGAACAUCCCACGGAGCACCAUUAAAUCCAUUAUAAAAAAAUGGAAAGAAUAUGGCACCACAACAAACUUGCCAAGAGAGGGCCACCCACCAGAAAUCACGGACCAGGCAAGGAGGGCAUUAAUCAGAGAGGCAACAAAGAGACCAAAGAUAACCCUGAAGGAGCUGCAAAGCUCCACAGCGGAGAUUGGAGUAUCUGUUCAUAGGACCACUUUAAGCCGUACACUCCACAGAGUUGGUGUUCACCAAAAGGCAUGUGGGAGACUCCCCAAACAUAUAGAAGAAGGUACUCUGGUCAGAUGAGACUAAAAUUUAGCUUUUUGGCCAUCAAGGAAAACGCUAUGUCUGGCGCAAACACAACACCUCUCAUCACCCCGAGAACACCAUCCCCACAGUGAAGCAUGGUGGUGGCAGCAUCAUGCUGUGGGGAUGUUUUUCAUCUGCAGGGACUGGGAAACUGGUCAGAAUUGAAGGAAUGAUGGAUGGCGCUAAAUACAGAGAAAUUCUUGAGGGAAACCUGUUUCAGUCUUCCAGAGAUUUGAGACUGGGACGGAGGUUCACCUUCCAGCAGAACAAUGACCCUAAGCAUACUGCUAAAGCAACACUUGAGUGGUUUAAGGGGAAACAUUUACAUGUCUUUGAAUGGCCUAGUCAAAGCCCAGACCUCAAUCCAAUUGAGAAUUUGUGGAAUGACUUAAAGAUUGCUGUACACCAGCGGAACCCAUCCAACUUGAAGGAGCUGGAGCAGUUUUGCCUUGAAGAAUGGGCAUAAAUCCCAGUGGCUAGAUGUGCCAAGCUUAUAGAGACAUACCCCAAGAGACUUGCAGCUGUAAUUGCUUGAAAAGGUGGCUCUACAAAAUAUUUUGAAUCUUCAAAGUGGUAGGCAUGUAAAUGAAAUGAUACAGGUUGUAAGGCAACAAAAUAGGAAAAAUGCCAAGGGGGGUGAAUACUUUUGCAAGCCACUGUAGCUGUAUCGAAGUGGCAUUUUUAGGAAGUCCCAUACCGGGAUUUGGGGAUUGAGAAGUAAAUGAGAGAAGUGAACAAUUCUUCCUUAGUUCAAUUCCUUGAAAUCAAAAGGCACAACCUAGAUUUCAGCCAACGUCUUAAGUAGCUGAACAUGUUAUUAUUCCAACCUCAAAAACAACUUUAUAUUGAAGGAGUACCUUUGGGCGCGUUUGAAUGGUAAGGCGAAAGCAACCAACUGUGCAGAAGAAAGUUGAAAAGUGAAGUCGGAGGAGGUGCAUCUGUGACAGAACGUCAGACACUAAUGUGUUUUUGUAACAGCAAGGCUCAGAUCAACAUGGCAGUGUUGCUAUUGUUUAUUCAAGUUAAGGAUUACUUUAUCCUAUCCCAGGUAUUCCUUAAAGAGGUGGGGUUUCAAAUGUCUCCGGAAGGUGGUGUGUGACUCCGCUGUCCUGGCGUCGUGAGGGAGCUUGUUCCACCAUUGGGGUGCCAGAGCAGCGAACAGUUUUGACUGGGCUGAGCGGGAACUAUGCUUCCGCAGAGGUAGGGGAGCCAGCAGGCCAGAGGUGGAUGAACGCAAUGCCCUCGUUUGGGUGUAGGGACUGAUCAGAGCCUGAAGGUACGGAGGUGCCGUUCCCCUCACAGCUCCGUAGGCAAGCACCAUGGUCUUGUAGCAGAUGCGAGCUUCAACUGGAAUCCAGUGGAGUGUGCGGAGGAGCGGGGUGACGUGAGAGAACUUGGGAAGGUUGAACACCAGACGGGCUGCAGCAUUCUGGAUGAGUUGUAGGGGUUUAAUGGCACAGGCAGGGAGCCCAGCCAACAGCGAGUUGCAGUAAUCCAGACGGGAGAUGACAAGUGCCUGGAUUAGGACCUGUGCCGCUUCCUGUGUAAGGCAGGGUCGUACUCUCCGAAUGUUGUAGAGCAUGAACCUACAGGAUCGGGUCACCGCCUUGAUGUUAGCGGAGAACGACAGGGUGUUGUCCAGGGUCACGCCAAGGCUCUUCGCACUCUGGGAGGAGGACACAACAGAGUUAUCAACCGUGAUGGCGAGAUCAUGGAAUAGGCAUUCCUUCCCCGGGAGGAAGAGCAGCUCCGUCUUGCCAAGGUUCAGCUUGAGGUGGUGAUCCGUCAUCCAUACUGAUAUGUCUGCCAGACAUGCAGAGAUGCGAUUCGCCACCUGGUUAUCAGAAGGGGGAAAGGAGAAGAUUAGUUGUGUGUCAUCCGCGUAGCAAUGAUAGGAGAGGCCAUGUGAGGAUAUGACAGAGCCAAGUGACUUGGUGUAUAGCGAGAAUAGGAGAGGGCCUAGAACUGAGCCCUGGGGGACACCAGUGGUGAGAGCACAUGGUGCGGAGACAGCUUCUCGCCACGCCACUUGGUAGGAGCGACCGGUCAGGUAGGACGCAAUCCAAGAGUGAGCCGCGCCGGAGAUGCCCAGCUCGGAGAGGGUGGAGAGGAGGAUCUGAUGGUUCACAGUAUCAAAGGCAGCAGACAGGUCUAGAAGGACAAGAGCAGAGGAGAGAGAGUUAGCUUUAGCAGUGCGGAGAGCCUCCGUGACACAGAGAAGAGCAGUCUCAGUUGAAUGACCAGUCUUGAAAUCUGACUGGUUUGGAUCAAGAAGGUCAUUCUGAGAGAGAUAGCAAGAGAGUUGGCUAAAGACGGCACGCUCAAUAGUUUUGGAGAGAAAAGAAAAAGGGAUACUGGUCUGUAGUUGUUGACAUCAGAGUGGUCGAGUGUUGGUUUUUUGAGAAGGGGUGCAACUCUCGCUCUCUUGAAGACGGAAGGGACAUAGCCAGCGGUCAAGGAUGAGUUGAUCAGCGAGGUGAGGUAAGGGAGAAGGUCACCGGAGAUGGUCUGGAGAAGAGAGGAGGGGAUAGGGUCAAGCGGGCAGGUUGUUGGGCGGCCUGCCAUCACAAGUCGCAAGAUUUUAUCUGGAGAGAGAGGGGAGAAAGAAGUCAAAGCAUAGGGUUGGGCAGUGUGAGCAGGACCAGCAGUGUCAUUUGACUUAACAAACGAGGAUCGGAUGUCGUCAACCUUCUUUUCAAAAUGGUUGACGAAGUCAUCCACAGAGAGGGAGGAGGGGGGGGGGGGGGGGGUGAGGAUUCAGCAGGGAGGAGAAUGUGGCAAAGAGCUUCCUAGGGUUAGAGGCAGAUGCUUGCAAUUUAGAGUGGUAGAAAGUGGCCUUAGCAGCAGAAACAGAUGAAGAAAAUGUAGAGAGGAGGGAGUGAAAAGAUGCCAGGUCCGCAGGGAGUCUAGUUUUCUUCCAUUUCCGCUCAGCUGCCCGGAGCUCUGUUCUGUGAGCUCGCAAUGAGUCAUCAAGCCACGGAGCUGGAGGGGAGGACCGAGCCGGCUGGGAGGAUAGGGGACAUAGAGAGUCAAAGGAUGCAGAAAGGGAGGAGAGGAGGGUUGAGGAGGCAGAAUCAGGAGAUUGGAGGGAGAAGGAUUGAGCAGAGGGAAGAGAUGAUAGGAUGGAAGAGGAGAGAGUAGCGGGAGAGAGAGAGCGAAGGUUGCGACGGCGCAUUACCAUCUGUGUAGGGGCAGAGUGAGUAGUGUUGGAGGAGAGCGAGAGAGAAAAGGAUACAAAGUAGUGGUCGGAGACAUGGAGGGGAGUUGCAGUGAGAUUAGUAGAACAACAGCAUCUAGUAAAGAUGAGGUCAAGCGUAUUGCCUGCCUUGUGAGUAGGGGGGGACGGUGAGAGGGUGAGGUCAAAAGAGGAGAGGAGUGGAAAGAAGGAGGCAGAGAGAAAUGAGUCAAAUGUAGACGUAGGGAGGUUGAAAUCCCCCAGAACUGUGAGGGGUGAGCCAUCCUCAGGAAAGGAACUUAUCAAGGCGUCAAGCUCAUUGAUGAACUCUCCAAGGGAACCUGGAGGGCGAUAGAUGACAAGGAUAUUAAGCUUAAAUGGGCUAGUGACUGUGACAGCAUGGAAUUCAAAUGAGGAGAUAGACAGAUGGGUCAGGGGAAAAAUUGAGAAUGUCCACUUGGGAGGGAUGAGGAUUCCUGUGCCACCACCCCGCUGACCAGAUGCUCUCGGGGUAUGCGAGAACACAUGGUCAGACGAGGAGAGAGCAGUAGGAGUAGCAGUGUUUUCAGUGGUAAUCCAUGUUUCCGUCAGCGCCAAAAAGUCGAGGGACUGGAGGGUAGCAUAGGCUGAGAUGAACUCUGCCUUGUUGGCAGCAGAACGGCAGUUCCAGAGGCUGCCUGAGACCUGGAACUCCACAUGGGUGGUGCGUGCAGGGACCACCAGGUUAGAGAGGCAUUAGCCACGCGGUGUGAGGCAUUUGUAUAGCCUGUGCGGAGAGGAGAGAACAGGGAUAGGCAGAGGCAUAGUUGACAGGCUGCAGCAAAUGGCUACAAUAAUGCAGAGGAGAUCGGAAUGAAAUGAACUAAACAUCUGGGAAAGGAGAGAGCGGGGCCUCCCUCACCACAACUCCCAAAUAUAACUCUCCCAACUUCCACCUCAGAAACUAUAAUUGUUGUAAACUACAGCGGUUCAAUGUUUUCUAGGAAUAGACUAACUUAGUUUAUUCAGCUAGCUAACUAGGUACAGUAUUAUUCCGUGAAAAUCGUCCAGGCACCUAGUCAUAAGAUACCACAGCCAGCUAGCAUGCCGGACUCCAACAACACGGUUUAGCGCCAAUACUCGGCCACAACAAACCACCAGUGUAUCAACACGCAAGCAGAUCGUUCGUGUCCGUGUCUAACGUUGUGGGUUAGUCCCGACAGCUUGAGCGAGUCCGUCGUCAACUUAUUCAGCCAGUUAGUUAGCUAGAAUAGUUAGCAAGCUAGCUAGCCAUUGCUUUCAGACAAAGAAGAACCCCUCCUUUCACGGCACGAACACACAGAGAGAGCCAAGCUAACGUUAACUAGUCACCCAUGUCCCGAAUUCCUUGAACGACUCGGGCUACCAAUAUGUAAAAAACAAAACACAAAUGUAAGUUAUGACUUACCCCUAGCAGCUACUGUUAGCUAGCCAAGUGCAAAGCUAGCCACUGAAUUGACUCAGCCAGUUCGCGUCUGUUCGCUAGGUCGUUCCAGCUAUUGUUUACUAGUAGCUAUCCAGGUAGCAACAAGCUAGCUAAAUUUCAAGCACAGUAGCCACUUGCUACCUAACGUUAACGGUUCAGACAAUGAGGUUAGAAAACAGUUGAAUGGUAGGCAAUUAUUGUAUGUAAUUAUUGUAGGCAGCCAGCUGGCGUAAUUACAGGCACUCUCAGGCGUGAAACAACUAUACCGUUGCUAAUAGCUACUCGCCAGCUAGUCCAGGUGGUACCAUCUAGUACCUCCAGAACAGCCUGAAUUCUUCAGGGCAUGGACACUUUGCUCGAUUGUUAUCAAGGGACCUAACAUGUAUCGUAGCAAGUUGGUUCUGUUUCAGUCAUGUCUUUGGUCACAUUCGUGUGGUUCAAACAAAUCAAAUCAAUGUGGCAGUGUUGCUAUUGUUUAUUCAAGUUUUUCUUUAUAAUGUUGAAAUAAACAUGUCUCCAACCCCCAUAUUACACACUCACACAAACUGAAAUCAUAUGUGUGUAGGCCUACAUUGUACAAUCAAUUAGUGAGAGAGAGCAUCAAAUGUGACAUUCAUUUGUAUACACUCAGUGGCCAGUUUAUUAGGUACCAUCUAGUACCUCCAGAACAGCCUGAAUUCUUCAGGGCAUGGACACUUUGCUCGAUUGUUAUCAAGGGACCUAACAUGUAUCGUAGCAAGUUGGUUCUGUUUCAGUCAUGUCUUUGGUCACGUUCGUGUGGUUCAAACAAAUCAAAUCAAAUCAAUGUUUUUAUCUGUCACAUGCUUUGUAGACAACAGUUGUAGUGCUUACAGGACGAAGAACAGUUUCUAUAUCUACGUAUCUAAGGCUCUGGUCUGUCCAAGAAGUGAGGGUAAAUAGUAGAAAUGUUCUCUGCUAUCCACUUAAUUUUUUAAAAUUAUUAUUUUGGGGAUAGGGGAGGGUCACUUGUUUGUUUUUUCAAGCAUUCAGGGAGGGUUUAGGUAAAAUAUAUCCAUUUACACUUUCAUUUUAGAGAGGUCUGAUUUCUCCACGUAACCCUUAUUAUAAAUAACGUUCACUCCCUAAAUGCUUCAAAAUUCACAAAAAGCUGAUGAAGAUUAUCUCAUAGAACAAAACGUUUAAGAUCUGUGUUUCCCACAGACUUUCUUUUCGGCUUUUAUCCCAAAACACCCUACAAAGCACCAUUUAUUUCCACAUAGGCUUUGUCCAACGAACCAUGGCGGAGUUUCUAAAAACCUUUUUUUGCUUUGUCAUUAUGGGGUAUUGUGUGUAGAUUGAUGAGGGAAAAAACCAAUUUAAUCAAAUUUAGAAUAAGGCAGUAACGUAACAAAAUGUGGAAAAAGUCAAGGGGUCUGAAUGCUUUCCGAAGGCACCGUACAUGUCAGCAGGGAUGGAAAUUAAGCUCGCCCGAGGCUAGUACUUUUCAGACUGGGCUAGUGGGCAAUGUGCCAAACUAACCUGACACAACAGUGAAAUGUUGCCUUUACAAACAUCACAUCCCACAGGUUUAGGACCUGAAUGUUCCCCGGGCUGGUAGAAAUCAUGGUCUACUGGCCAGUGCUCAAAAUCCUUAUGUUCCAUCCCUGCAUAUCAGUUCCUUUCAGAUCCUGUCCUGAUCAUCUAGUUGAGCAUUCCAGAUAAUUCCUCCGUCCAGAUGGGCGAACCGGAAACCCAGUGACAACACUUGGGUCUGCAGGUGCCAUUUUCCGGUGGGAAAGAGAAAUGAUGUUGACUGUUGAUUGGGAAACCAGAACAAACAAUGUGGAAUGAGGAUUGGGUGUUGAGGAACCACUUGUCACAUUGUCCAAGGUGGAUUUGUGUUAUAAUAAAGAAUGCGUUUUCUGUCCAGAUAAAGAUGUUGAUACAGUCUCUCCCUCCCUCCCUCUCUCUCUCCCUCUCUCUCUCUCUCUCUCCCUCUCUCUCUCUCUCUCUCUCUCUCUCUCUCUCGCUCCCUCUCUCUCUCUCUCUCUCUCUCUCUCUCUCUCUCUCUCUCGUUAAGCAGUCCAGAUGAUUUUCAUAGGGUGUGACCUAUCCAACUCUACUUACUUCUUAUUUGGAGUUCAACGGUAACAUUGAAGUUCCAGGCACGAGGGAUGAUGCCAGAUGCUGGGAUAGAAGGUAGCCCUUUUCUUUGAUGCUGCUUUGCUUUGAUGUUGGCAGUUAAUUUAAAUAUAGUCAGUUAAUCAUUCAACUUAAACUGGCUGGCUAGUUAGCUUACAAACAAACAUACUGUGCAGAUAUAUCUACAAAUUCACCUGGCUAAAUUAUAGUUUGAGGAGGAGUGACAUAACACUGUGCUGUUACAUGUGUAUAUGGCCUUGUUUAACAGCAAAAUGAGCUAAACUGAAACAUCUGCUAACUACUUUAAUCAUUUCAUUAUUGCAAAUGCUCAGGCAGCUGCCAUUUUCCAUUGGGAAAGAAAAAUGGCUCUGCAUUUACCAGAAAAGGAAGCUCCACACAACAAAGGGGGUGGCUUCCUCCACUCGAAUUCCACAUCCAUACAGCUGAUAUUGUGAACUGCGAAAAUAGCCAAUGCUGCCGCAUGGCUACACUUAUGAGCUCCACGGUUGCAUUCACAUGUGGUAGAUAGUAUAGCCUGGUCACCUAUAGAGACCUGCCAAGAAGAAGUAUUUUAAGUGCCACGUGCCUUUCAACGUAUGACUUUGAACACCUUGAACUACAUUUGUUGUAAGAAAUGUGCUAUAUAAAUCAAGUUUGAUUUAAUUGAUGACAUUGCAGCUCUAGAAUAUUUAAUAAACUGUAAUUUUCACAUGAGGACAAGUGCAGUUUUUCCAUAAACUUUUAAUUGAUAACUUGAGAUUUUAUCACUUGACAUACUGUAUCAAUCAUACAGUGGGAAGGAUCCUACAAAUCAAGACUGUGUGAAUGCAUGUACCUACCACUCUGAACAAAUAAAUACUGUGCCUUUGAAUAUUUGUCUCCAGUCAUGCAACUACAAAACAGACUUGAUGUCUAAACAAAACAGUCCGGGUAGCCAUGAUUAGUUGUUCAGGAGUCUUAUGGCUUGGGGGUAGAAGCUGUUAAGAAGCCUUUUGGACCUAGACUUGGCGCUCCGGUACUGCGUGUCGUGCGGUAGCAGGGAGAACAGUCUAUGACUAGGGUGGCUGGAGUCUUUGACAAUUUUUAGAGCCAAACUCUGACACCGCCUGGUAUAGAGGUCCUGGAUGGCAGGAAGCUUGGCCCCAGUGAUGUACUGGGCCUUACGCACUACCCUCUGUAGUGCCUUGCGGUCGGAGGCCGAGCAGUUGCCAUACCAGGCGGUGAUGCAACCAGUCAGGAUGCUCUCGAUGGUGCAGCUGUAUAACUUUUUGAGGGUUUGAGGAAAUUGAGUAAAUUGAGGCAAAUAUAUUGAUAAAAAUCACCUUGUCCAAGAGAGAAUUACACAGUUAUCAAAAUGUCACGGCAAGUUAAGCCUACACCAAACACAUACUUUGUUUGAAGUUUUUGUAAAAUUCACUAUGUGAAAAAUUUAUGGUACAAAAACGAUUGGAACCAUUUCUGUGUUUGACCACUAGGUUUUAUGGGUACUUUGAGGUAUCCACUGAAAUCCCUGCUCAGCUUGUAGGCGAUGUCAUGGCGACAUUGGCUAGCUAAGCUCAUGCGCAGAAAUCUCGCGCCGAACUGCGCAUGUGCAGGCCAUCAAAUCAAAGGCACGCCUUCGAUAUAAAGUUGUUUUUGAUGAAAAUGAAAAUGUGUCAGUUUGUCACUUUCACGAGGUUGAAGUAACAACAUGUUCAACUACUUCAGACAUUGGCUCUAAUAUAGGUUGUGCCUUUAGAUUUCGAGAAAAUUAACAACUAAGGAAGAAUGUUUCACUUCUCUCAUUGACUUCUCUAACCCCAAACUCCGGCCUGGUCUGCUUGGUCUGCUUCACAAUUGUUCCCGGAAGUCUUGCGAUGUUGCGCCUCUGGGUUUAGAAACUCUGUGUUGAUUAGCUCUAUAGUUGCCCAACGUCGCCAUGACAUCGCCUACAAGAGUGAUCGGGGAUUUCUAUUGGCGAAGCAGUUUCUACAUAUCUUCACACUAAAUCAUCCUUGCCUUACUCGUUUUAAAAUUUCAAUUUCAAUGUGGUGACGUCAGAGUUGGGACGUCCCAAGGAUCCCAUUUAGAUUUUUCCAUGACGUUCGACCAAAUCCGGAAAUAGCAGACAGCUGAAGCAACUCGUUAUUCUUUGAGCUGCUAUCGUGCAACCAGGUGGACGACGACUUCCUUUUCUUGUACUUCGAGCAUCAAGGUAAAAUAUAUUUUUUAUGUUAUUUGUUUAGAAAAUCUCCAACACAAUACUGUUUUGUUAUUAUUGGUGUUGGCUAAGUAAUUGUGCUGCUGUGAUAGGAGCAGACAGAGUAGCCUAGAGCAGGAGUAUCAUUCAUUGGGGUCUGUGUUAUUCUCUCUCACCGUUGUGUAUGAAAAGCAUUGCAUUGCCUGCAGUAGUCCAGAACAUUGCAAAAAUAUAAGCAUUUUGUUUAAUGUAAUAUGGCUACACAUUUUAGUGUGUAUCUGUUUUUAGUGUUCAUUUAAGUGCAUCUAUAACUUCCUUCCUCUAAAUUAAUUAAACACCUUGACCUAAUUCGUAGGGUCUUUUUAUUUUGCUCCAUGAACGAAACUUAUAUUUGGAAACACCUGCUUUCAAUAUACUUUAUAUCCCUCAUUUACUCGUGUUUCCAUUAUUUUGGCAUUUACCUGUAUGUAGCAUAUCACGUUUGUGUGCAGACGCUGCUUCAUCUUGAUGACAGAGCAUUCGUCAUAGUGCAGUGUAGCCUAAUUACAAGAUUGCCUGAUGACUGGGUUUAUGAUUUAAAUGGAGAUUAUGUGAUAAGCAUUCAUAUUGAAUAUGAAGAUCAAGAAUUUCCGUCCCAUCUUAACCCCCUUCCAUGCCUCUGCAGUCUCAUACCUUGAAAGUGGAAGUGGAAAUGUUCAGAAAGUUAGUGUAAUAAUGUCAUGUGGUAUGUUGACAUGAUGUUGAGUGCAACAUCUGCUGUACACAUAUCACACACUUAAUCUCAGUGCUCUGUAUGUAGGCUAUAGUGAUAUAAUUUAUAAUAACCUACUUUUCCCCCAAAAUUAUACAGAUCUGAGAUGUAUUCUACAGAGACCCAUAAUGGAGUGUUAUUAUAAGUUAGUAGCACAACUCAACAACCAUAUUCCUUUCACUUAGGUAUGGCGCUGUGAUAGCGUAGCCUAAAGAGAGGGACACUGUGGUCCAUCGUAUGAUGUUACCUCCAUGGCUCACCAGAGGGUAAACAGGCUUUGCCAGCAUGGCGCUUGUAUGGGGCAAACACACCACUGCCUGUCCAUUGUAGGAACAGAUGCUGUAAAUAAAGGAAUUCUCUCUGUGCUUUGUUGUGUCAACCAUGUGUUAGUAUCUCUGUUACUACUGAGAGACAUAUAGCCCUAAUUUUACUUUCAUUUUCAAAGUUACAAAGUGGGAGUUGUUCCUCUAUGUGGGAACCCUGUGAAUGAGUUAUCGCAUAACUGUAAUUUAAUGGGUCAUUAACCCAGAGAAAGAUCAUUUUAGAUUAAUCCCAUAAGACCAAUAUGCAGCCAGGCCCACAGUUAAGUAACAAUUAUGUGUGUUGCUGCUGUCUGCUCAGCCUGGCUGGGUUUGCUCCUUUAUGUGAAAUCACCAUGAAAGCCUCUCUCUGCAGUGGGAGCUCAGUUGAGUUGACCCAGUAAAUUCUCACAUGAAUAUCAAUCUACUCAUCCUGUAUGGCACGAUGACUCAUAUCUAUGUGACUGCAUUGCGUUUCAGUUUAGUCUCAAUCAAUUCUGGAGCAUAAUUUCAUAGUAAUUUCUUUUUAGAAGGUACACAGUAUAGGCUAAUCUACUUGCAGUUUUUGUAUGCCUUCAAAAACAAUUCAUACCCCUUGACUUAUUCCACAUUUUGUUGUGUUACAGCCUGAAUUCAAAGUUGAAUAAAUUGAUUUUCUUUCUUACCCGUCUGUCUACACACAAUACCCCAUAAUAACAAAGUGAAAACAUGUUUUUAGAAAUGUUUGCAAAUGUAUUGAAAAUGAAAUACAGAAAUAUGACAUUUACAUAAGUAUUCACUCCCCUGAGUCAAUAGAAUCUAGAAGCUCCUUUGGUGGCGAUUACAGCUGUGAGUCUUUUGGGAUAAGUCUCUAAGAGCUUUGCACACCUGGAUUGUACAAUAUUUGCCCAUUAUUCUUUAAAAAAAAUUUCAAGCUCUGUCAAGUUGAUUGUUGAUCAUUGCUAGACAGCAAUUUUCUAGUCUUGCCAUAGACUUUCAAGCCGAUUUAAGUCAAAACUGUAACUAGGUCACUCAGGAACAUUCAAUUUUUUUUGUUUUUUGUUUUUGUUUUUUUUGCUUACCAAUGUUGUCUUGGUAAGCAACUCCAGUGUAGAUUUGCCCUUGUGUUUUAGGUUAUUGCUGAAAGGUGAAUUCAUCUCCCAUUGUCUGUUGGAAAGCAGACUGAACCAGGUUUUCCUCUACGAUUUUGCCUGUGCUUAUAGCUGUAUUCUGUUUCUUUUUAUCCUAAAAAAAACUCCCUAGUCCUUGCUGAUGACAAGCAUACCAAUAACAUGUUGCAGCCACCACCAUGCUUGAAAAUAUGAAGAGUGGUACUCAGUGAUGUGUUGUGUUGGAUUUGACCCAUCGUGGCGGCAGGUAGCUUAGUGGUUAAGAGCGUUGUGCCAGUAACCGAAAGGUCGCUGGUUCUAAUCCCAGAGCCGACUAGGUGAAAAACCUGUCGAUGUGCCCUUGAGCAAUGCACUUAACCCUAAUUGCUCCUGUAAGUCGCUCUGGUUAAGAGCAUCUGCUAAAUGACAAAAAAUAAAAUAAAAUAAAUAAACGCUUUGUAAUUCAGGAAAAAAAGUAAAUUUCUUUGUCACAUUUCUUUUGCAUUAUUACUUAAGUGCCUUAUUGCAAACAGGAUGCAUGUUUUGGAAUAUUUGUAUUCUGUACAGGCUCCUUUCUUUUCACUCUGUCAUUUAGGUUAGUAUAGUGGAGUAACUUCAAUGUUGUGGAUCCAUCCUCAGUUUUCUCAUAUCACAACCAUUAAACUCUGUAACUGUUUUAAAAUCACCAUUGGCCUCAUGGUGAAAUCUCUGAGGAGUUUCCUUCCUCUCCGGCAACUGAGUUAGGAAGGACGCCUGUAUCUUUGUAGUGACUGGGUGUAUUGAUACACCAUCCAAAGCCUAAUGAAUCACUUCACCAUGCUCAAAGGGUUAUUCAGUGUCUGCUUUUUGUUUUACACAUAUACCAACCGGUGCCCUUCUUUGAAAAACCUCGCUGGUCUUUGCGGUUGAAUCUGUACUUGAAAUUCAAUACGUGGUUGAGGGACCUUGCAGAUAAUUGAAUGUGUGGGGUACAGAGAUGGGGUAGUCAUAAAAAAAUCAUGUUAACCACUAUUAUUGAACACGUAAUGAGUCCAUGCAACUUAUUAUGCGAUUUGUUAAGCACAUUUUUAGUCCUGAACUUAUUUAGGCUUGCCAUAACAAAGGGGUUGAAUACUUAUUAACUCAAGACAUUUCAGCUUUAAUUAACAAUUAAUAAAAAAAUAUGUCUACAAACAAAAUUCCACUUUGACAUGUGUUACAUACGCGAAUGCGGUGGAUUUAGAUGCAUCCAAUGCAAAAAAACAUGUCUCUAGCUUAAACUGAUUUUUGUAUUAUGCUUAUUAGAUUUCCGUGGGCUCGGACAUCGACCUUAGAGGGUUUUAAGUGCCUGUAAUUUUACGGUACACUACAGGCUACUGGUUGCAGUGAAAGUACGCUAAACAACAAGUUACUGAAUUUUGGGUAUUUGUGCCAACCGUCAGUGGAAGUGUUGUAACAGUUUAAGUGGUUGAUGGUUAUGUUGUCAAAGGUUGAGCACCUCUUUUAACACUGUCAGUUCUGCAAUCUUUGUAAGAGCAUGUGACAAUAAAGAGCUGCACUGUUAAGAGGUUACUGUGCAUUUCACAGUAACUUAAUGGCAGUUAGUUGCCUGGAAGUUGCUGUGAAUUUUGCAUGCAAUUUUAAUCUAGUUUGUGUUGCUUCAUGUAACAGCAAAGUUGCUUGAGAUGAUGUCACUUGCAACUACACAUCAUUGACCUCUGGAAAAAAACCACCAAACAACCCGCUGCAGUAAGGCCAUUUUGAAUAGUAAACACAUGCACCCUUCCUUCUUUCUUUGAGGAAAUAGCUCAUCUGACAUAGUAAGAUUGCUUGCCUUUAACCAAUGGGGAGGAAGCGUUGCAUCUACUCACUUUAAUGAUCAGUGAUUACCUCAAGGAAGGGAUGUAUUUGAAAGGUAUUUGAAUAGAGCCUAGUUGUUGAGUGCAGAGGGUCCGCUCUUACCUUUUGCUUUUUGUUGGUGCUGUCUAACAGACAUAAAACGCAUAAAAGAAAUGCCUUGUGAUUCAUGAUCGACUCAAGACUAAAGCAUUUAUCUUAUACUUGCUUUUUUUUGGGGGGGGGGGGGGGGGGGGUUCAAUAAGAAUGCUCCGAAUUCCUGGCCCUCACAUAUUGGCCAAGGAAGACUGAAAUCUACUGGUGCUAGUCCAGGAUUCAGCAGGUCUGUUCUCUGCACAAGGGCACAGGGCAACCUAAAAAGCCCUACUGGCUGUGAUGAACGCGCCGUCUCUCAGCUACACUGCAUGUCUGUGCGUGUCCACAAGCACUCUUUGUGAAGACAUGACAGUCUUCACUCAUGCAGUGGAAAAAGUCAAGGUUCAUCUGUCUAGCAUACCAAAAACAGCAGGCGCAAAUUCUGGUUAUCCUAUAGGGUAACCUAUUUUUUUGUUAAUUUGCAAGGACAAAGGUAUCUCUUGAUGGAGACGUAGUAGGCAUAUCUACAGUGACAUCAUUGUGAGUGGCGCAGACAGUCUUAGGAAAUAUUUUGGUGUCACCGACCUUUGCUGUUGCUGUUACUUCAGGGGCCUUUGCACCCCGCCUUGAAAACAUAUCUGACGGAAACCCUGUGGUGCUAGUAGCUCAGCCUUCUUUGGUGAGCAGUUUUAAAACGUGUUGGAGUGGGCCUUUGUUGUAUGACUCAUGCUCGGUGCUGUAAAAACCUUAAAGAAGGAUGAUGUUGAAAUUGUGUAGGCAGGGCCUAUAGUAGUUGUGGGGUGUAUAUUGAUGGGGGUAGUUAAAGGGGAACGUGUAGGCCUACGUUUCUAUGUUAUUCCUCUGAUUUGUUUGUGUAUGAGUCAGUUUAUGUGCCAGUUCUGGGAGAUGCUGGCUAGUAGUGAUGCGCUAAUUGUCUCAUAACCACAGUCCCCAUGUACAGUACCAGUCAAAAGUAUGACCCACCUACUCAUUCCAGGGUUUUUCUACUAUUUUUACUAUUUUCUACAUUGUAGAAUAAUAGUGAAGACAUCAAAACUAUGAAAUAACACAUAUGGAAUCAUGUGGUAACCAAAUAAGUGUUAAACAAAUCAAAAUAUAUUUUAUAUUUGAGAUUCUUCAAAGUAGCCACCCUUUGCCUUGAUGACAGCUUUGCACACUCUUGGCAUUCUCUCAACCAGCUUCGUGAGGUAGUCACCUGGAAUGCAUUUAAAUUAACAGGUGUGCCUUGUUAAAAGUUAAUUUGUGGAAUUUCUUUCCUUCUUAAUGCGUUUGAGCCAAUCAGUUGUGUUGUGACAAGGUAGGGGUGGUAUACAGAAGAUGGCCCUAUUUGGCAAAAGACCAAGUCCAUAUUAUGGCAAGAACAGCUCAAAUAAGCAAAGAGAAACUUCAGUCCAUCAUUACUUUAAGACAUGAAGGUCAGUCAAGCCGGAACAUUUCAAGAACUUUGAAAGUGCAGUCUCAAAAACCAUCAAGCUCUAUGAUGAAACUGGCUCUCAUGAGGACUGCCACAUGAAUGGAAGACCCAGAGUUACCUCUGCUGCAGAGGAUAAGUUAAUUAGAGUUACCAGCCUCAGAAAUUGCAGCCCAAAGAAAUGCUUCACAGAGUUCAAGUCACAGACACAUCUCAACAUCAUCUGUUCAGAGGAGACUACAUGAAUCAGGCCUUCAUGGUCGAAUUACUGCAAAGAAACCAAUACUAAGGGACACCAAUAAUAAGAAGAGACUUGCUUGGGCCAAGAAACACGAGCAAUGGACAUUAGACCGGUGGAAAUCUGUCCUUUGGUCUGAUGAGUCCAAAUUUGAGAUUUUUGGUUCCAACCGCCGUGUCUUUGUGAGACACAGAGUAGGUGAACGGAUGAUCUCAGCAUGUGUGGUCCCACCGUGAAGCAUGAAGGAGGAGGUGUGGGGGUGCUUUGCUGGUGACACUGUCUGUGAUUGAUUUAUUUAGAAUUCAAGGCACACUUAACCAGCAUGGCUACCACAGCAUUCUGCAGCAAUACGCCAUCCCAUCUGGUUUGAUCUUAGUGGGACUAUCAUUUGUUUUUCAACAGGACAAUGACCCAACAGACCUCCAGGCUGUUUAAGGGAUAUUUUACCAAGAAGGAAAGUGAUGGAGUGCUGCAUCAGACGACCUGUCCUCCACAAUCACUGACCUCAACCCAAUUUAGAUAGUUUGGAAUGAGUUGGACCGCAGAGUGAAGGAAAAGCAGCCAACAAGUGCUCAGCAUAUGUGGGAACUCCUUCAAGACUGUUGGAAAAGCAUUCCUCAUGAAGUUGGUUGAGAGAAUGCCAUGAGUGUGCAAAGCUGUCAUCAAGGUAAAGGGUGGCUACUUUGAAGAAUCUCAAAUAUAAAAUAUAUUUUGAUUUGGUUAACACUUUUUUGGUUACUACAUGAUUCCAUACAGUGGGGAAAAAAAGUAUUUAGUCAGCCACCAAUUGUGCAAGUUCUCCCACUUAAAAAGAUGAGAGAGGCCUGUAAUUUUCAUCAUAGGUACACGUCAACUAUGACAGACAAACUGAGAGAAAAAAAAUCCAGAAAAUCACAUUGUAGGAUUUUUUAUGAAUUUAUUUGCAAAUUAUGGUGGAAAAUAAGUAUUUGGUCACCUACAAACAAGCAAGAUUUCUGGCUCUCACAGACCUGUAACUUCUUCUUUAAGAGGCUCCUCUGUCCUCCACUCGUUACCUGUAUUAAUGGCACCUGUUUGAACUUGUUAUCAGUAUAAAAGACACCUGUCCACAACCUCAAACAGUCACACUCCAAACUCCACUAUGGCCAAGACCAAAGAGAUGUCAAAGGACACCAGAAACAAAAUUGUAGACCUGCACUAGGCUGGGAAGACUGAAUCUGCAAUAGGUAAGCAGCUUGGUUUGAAGAAAUCAACUGUGGGAGCAAUUAUUAGGAAAUGGAAGACAUACAAGACCACUGAUAAUCUCCCUCGAUCUGGGGCUCCACGCAAGAUCUCACCCCGUGGGGUCAAAAUGAUCACAAGAACGGUGAGCAAAAAUCCCAGAACCACACGGGGGACCUAGUGAAUGACCUGCAGAGAGCUGGGACCAAAGUAACAAAGCCUACCAUCAGUAACACACUACGCCGCCAGGGACUCAAAUCCUGCAGUGCCAGACGUGUCCCCCUGCUUAAGCCAGUACAUGUCCAGGCCCGUCUGAAGUUUGCUAGAGUGCAUUUGGAUGAUCCAGAAGAGGAUUGGGAGAAUGUCAUAUGGUCAGAUGAAACCAAAAUAGAACUUUUUGGUAAAAACUCAACUCGUCGUGUUUGGAGGACAAAGAAUGCUGAGUUGCAUCCAAAGAACACCAUACCUACUGUGAAGCAUGGGGGUGGAAACAUCAUGCUUUGGGGCUGUUUUUCUGCAAAGGGACCAGGACGACUGAUCCGUGUAAAGGAAAGAAUGAAUGGGGCCAUGUAUCGUGAGAUUUUGAGUGAAAACCUCCUUCCAUCAGCAAGGGCAUUGAAGAUGAAACGUGGCUGGGUCUUUCAGCAUGACAAUGAUCCCAAACACACCGCCCGGGCAACGAAGGAGUGGCUUCGUAAAAACCAUUUCAAGGUCCUGGAGUGGCCUAGCCAGUCUCCAGAUCUCAACCCCAUAGAAAAUCUUUGGAGGGAGUUGAAAAUCCGUGUUGCCCAGCGACAGCCCCAAAAUAUCACUGCUCUAGAGGAGAUCUGCAUGGAGGAAUGGGCCAAAAUACCAGCAACAGUGUGUGAAAACCUUGUGAAGACUUACAGAAAACGUUUGACCUGUGUCAUUGCCAACAAAGGGUAUAUAACAAAGUAUUGAGAAACUUUUGUUAUUGACCAAAUACUUAUUUUCCACCAUAAUUUGCAAAUAAAUUCAUAAAAAAUCCUACAAUGUGAUUUUCUGGAUUCUUUUCCCUCAUUUUGUCUGUCAUAGUUGACAUGUACCUAUGAUGAAAAUUACAGGCCUCUCUCGUCUUUUUAAGUGGGAGAACUUGCACAAUUGGUGGCUGACUUAAUACUUUUUCCCCCCACUGAAUGUAUUAUUUUAUAGUUUUGAUGUGUUCACUAUUAUUCUACAAUGUAGAAAAUAGUAAAAGUAAAGAGAACCUGAGUAGGUGUGUCCAAACUUUUGACUGGUACUGUAUAUAGGCCGGUGGGUUUAGGGUCAUGAAAUAUUGUGUGGAUAAAGGGAGGGUUGGUGACGGGUGGGUUGAAUAAAGAGAAAACAAUACAUGACAAAAAUUGUGCAAUUUAUAUCUAUAGGCUAUAGUAAGGUUUUUCUUUCAUUCUUUUUUAGGCUAUCGGGCAUCAGUGCGUAAGCUUUAAGGCCUAACUUUACGCAUGCCAAAUAGCCUACACACCAAUCACCAAAAACCUUUAGGAAUGGGCAGAAAAAGUAAACCUAGAUCCACUGAGCCAAAAAGGACAAUGUCGGAUUAAAUAAAAAAAACGGAGAGUUGAAAAAGAGAAGGGAGGUCCAGAAAAGUAAUGUUUGGGAAAGAUUUGGCGUAAUGUUAAAAGAGGAUGAUAACAGUGCCUAUGUUAUGUAUUGACCCCUGAGUGGCGCAGUGGUCUAAGGCUGUGCCACUAGAGAUCCUGGUUCGAGUCCAGGCUCUGUCGCAGUCGGCCGCAACCGGGAGACCCAUGGGCGGCACACAAUUGGUCCAGCGUCGUCCAAGGUAGGGGAGGGUUUGGCCGGCAGGGAUGUGGGUUCGUUUCCCACGGGGGGCCAGUAUGAAAAAAAAACGUAUGCAUUCACUAACUGUAAGUCGCUCUGGAUAAGAGCGUCUGCUAAAUGACUAAAAUGAUCAAUGGAAACAGGAUGCACCUGAGUUCAAUUUCGAGUCUCAUAGUAAAGGGUCUGAAUACUUAUGUGAAUAAGGUAUUUCUGUUUUAGAUUUACUAAAAUGUAAAUCUAAAUGUAAUGAAAACUGUUAGGCGCUAUACAAAUUAGACAGUCACAAGAUGGGGACUUCAAAUAGGCCUAUGGCACGUCAAGGGAACUUUAACCUACUGUUCAGAUGGGUUAAAUGGAAACUGAAAUCUGGACACUGACUGUAACCUCUCACAUAUCCUUAAUAUUAACUCCUGCAGAAUCAAGCAUUUCUUGCAGUAAAAUUAUACACCAAAUGUACAUUUUAACUCGGGAACAGGAGUGGAGAAAUGGGAUUUCUUUCUUUCAGCAUCUUGAGAGAAUGCUAAUGCGCAGUUAGAUACGUCUGUAGAGGUGCUAUCUUUAUCAGCAUCAUGAAAGCUGAUAGUAUUUAAACCACUUAAAAUAUGCCUCUAAGCCGAAUUGAAAUCUUAGCAGAAAAAUGUUGGGUUGUUUUCACAACUUUUUAUUUCCUUACAGCAGGUCAAACUGAUGUCAUUUGGAAAUUUUGCACAGAAACCCUUUCCCAUUUCCCCCCACCCCCAUUUUUUGUUGUUGAGAGAUUACUUUUUCUCCCCAGUCCCUAAAUGUCUUUGCUCCUCAAAUGAAGCAUAGAUGACAGAGAGAACUUUACCAAUGUCAAUUAGAUUGAAGCAUUCAUUCUAUAAUUUAUCACAUUCUGGUAAGCAAGGGUUUAUUUAGUCUUCUAUGGCAACAUACAGUAUAAUGACAGAAAAUAAGCUGUAUGUAUCUAAUUAUAGACAAGUUGACUAACAAAUAGCCUACCAAAAUGUCGGAAAAUAGUAGAAACAUCUAAAUUAGGCCCAAAGUAAUCCUGCACCCCCUGUCAAAAAAUUGUUCUGUCGCUGACUGUAGCCUACAGCGCAAUUUCUAUAUAUGUAUAUUUUUAUAAAUUAUUAUUGUAUAAUUUUUUUCUCCCAAUUUCGUGAAAUCAAAUUGGUAGUUACGAUCUUGUCUCAUCGCUGCAACUCCCCAACGGGGUCGGGAGAGGCGAAUGUCGAGAAACAUGACCCACCAAGCCGCGCUGCUUCUUAACACCUGCUCGCUUAACCCGGAAGCCAGCCACACCAAUGUGUUGGAGGAAACACCGUUCAACCUACGACUGAAGUCAGCUUGCAGGUGCCCGGCCCGCCACAAGGAGUCGCUAGAGCGCGAUAAGCCAAGGAAAGCCCUCCGGCCAAACCCUCCCCUAACCCGGACGACACUGGGCCAAUUGUGAACCGCCCUAUCGGACUCCCGGUCGAACCCCAGGCAGUAGUGAUGCCUCAACACUGCGAUGCAGUGCCUUAGACUGCUGCGCCACUCGGGAGGCCCCGCAAUUUCUAUAUUUACGGGUUAGGGUCAGUGUGGGCCUCAGAUUUUCACUUUAUCACAUAUAGUUGCGCUUGUAGAUGGGUUAUUAGCAAUUGCGGGUGGUUGCAGGUGAACAAACAGCUGACCCGCGCACCACUACUGGCAGGUUCUGUGACGCGUUCCUCUUAACUUUCUCACUUCCCAAUCCUUUUCAUGCCAGUGAUCAGAGAGCCACACACAAUGCACCCUCAUCCUCUCUUGGGUAGGAAGCCUGACUGUCCAUUAUAUGAACCUCAAAUAUCCUAACUGAAACCUUACCAAUCAUUCUUGGUUUUAAGAGAACAUCAUCUCUCCUGACAUGUUAAUGGGUUGUGUGAUAGCACUGUGUUAUAGGAAGGUUAUGAACAUCACAUAACUCUUUCAGCGGAUGCUUCAUCAUUAGCAUUCCAGUACGUGAUCCAGUUAUAGCCGUCUGACUCUUGUACAGUAUGUGGUGAGUAUCUUUAGCAUGGACAUGGAAACAUGCAAAAUGGCCUUUGCAUACAGACACUCAAUAUUGGGAUAGAAAUAGCCUUCGAAAGAUAAAGGGCGGAGGACAGAGUAUCCUGAUCUUCCUGGAGAAUAAAAUCAAAUCAAAAAUCAUCAAUUAUUUAAAACAACAGGUGUAGACUAAAAGUGAAAUGCUUAAUUACGGGCCCUUCCCAGCAAUGCAGAGAGAAAAUAUAAAUAAUAUAAAAAUAAUAACAUGAGGAAUAAAUACACAAUGAGUAACAAUAACCUGGCUAUAUACACGGGGUACCAGUACCGAGUCGAUGUGCAGGGGUACGAGGUAAUUUAGGUAGAUAUACAGUGCAUUCGGAAAGUAUUCAGACCGCUUGACUUUUUCCACAUUUUGUUACAUUAUAGCCUUGUUCUAAAAUUGAUUAAAUAAAUGUUUUCCUCAUCAAUCUACACACAAUACCCCAUAAUGACAAAGCGAAAACAGGUUUUUAGACAUUUUUGUAAAAAAAUAAAUAAACAGAAAUACAUUUUUACUUAAGUAUUCAGACCCUUUGCUAUGAGACUCGGAAUUGGAGCUCAGGUGCGUCCUGUUGCCAUUGAUCAUCCUUGAGAUGUUUCUAUGACUUGAUUGGAGUUGACCUGUGGUAAAUUCAAUUGAUUGGACAUGACUUGGAAAGGCACACACCUGUCUAUAUAAGGUGACAGUGCAUGUCAAAGCAAAAACCAAGCCAUGAGGUUGAAGGAAUUGUCUGUAGAGCUCCGAGACAGGAUUGUGUUGAGGCACAGAUCUGGGGAAGGGUACCAAAACAUUUAUGCAGCAUUGAAGAUCCCCAAGAACGCAGUGGCCUCCAUUAUUCUUAAAUGGAAGAAGUUUGGAACCACCAAGACUCUUCCUAAAGCUGGCCGCCCGGCCAAAUUGAGCAAUUGGAGUAGAAGGGCCUUGGUCAGGGAGGUGACCAAGAACCCGAUGGUCACUCUGACAGAGCUCCAGAGUUCCUCUGUGGAGAUGGGAGAACCUUCCAGAAGGACAACCAUCUCUGCAGCACCCCAUCAAUCAGGCCUUUAUGGUAGUGGCCAGACGGAAGCAACUCCUCAGUAAAAGGCACAUGACAGCCCACUUGGAGUUUGCCAAAAGGCACCUAAAGGACUCUCAGACCAUGAGAAACAAGAUUCUCUGGUCUGAUAAAACCAAGAUUGAGCUCUUUGGCCUGAAUGCCAAGCGUCACGUCUGGAGGAAAAUGGUGAAGCAUGGGGGUGGCAGCAUCAUGCUGUGGGGAUGUUUUUCAGCGGUAGGGACUGGAGACUAAUCAGGAUCGAGGGAAAGAUGAACGGAGCAUAGUACAGAGAGAUCCCUGAUGAAAACCUGCUCCACAGCGCUCAGGACCUCAGACUGGGGCAAAGGUUCACCUUCCAACAGUGUGCUUAGGGUCGGGGGGGGGGGGGGGGGGGGGGGGUACUAGUUAUGAAGCUGCCAGGGUACUAUUUAAUGAAGCCUUGCCGUUGAGGACCUGGUGAGGCCGCGUCUGUUUCUCAAACCUAGACACUAAUGUAUUUGUCCUCUUGCUCAGUUGUGCACCGGGCCUCCCAUUCCUCUUUCUAUUCUGGGUUAGAGCCAGUUUGCACUGUUUUGUGAAGGGAGUAGUACACAGCGUUGUACGAGAUUUUCAGUUUCUUGGCAAUUUCUCGCAUGGAAUAGCCUUCAUUUCUCAGAACAAGAAUAGACUGACGAGUUUCAGAAGAAAGUUAUUUGUUUCUGGCCAUUUUGAGCCUGUAAUAGAACCCACAAUUGCUGAUGCUCCAGAUACUCAACUAGUCUCAAGAAGGCCAGUUUUAUUGCUUCUUUAAUCAGCACAACAUUUUUCAGCUGUGCUAACAAAAGCAAAAGGGUUUUCUAAUGAUCAAUUAGCCUUUUAAAAUGAUAAACUUGGAUUAGCAAACACAACAUGCAAUUGGAACACAGGACUGAUGGUUGCUGAUAACGGGCCUCUGUACGCCUAUGUAGAUAUUCCAUAAAAAAUCAGCCAUUUCCAGCUACAAUAGCCAUUUACAACAUUAACAAUGUCUACACUGUAUUUCUGAUCAAUUUGAUGUUAUUUUAAUGGACAAUUCUAAGUGACCCCAAACUUUUGAACGGUAGUGUAUAUAAAAACUUUGGGAGCAAUGCCAUUCUGAAGAUAUUUAUUCUACCUGUAAGAUUUAUGGGAAGAUUGUUCUAUUUAAUUAGAUCCGUUUUCAUAUUGUUGAAUAAUAGGAUAAAGUUAUCUUUACAUAUUUGUUGUUUGUUUUCACUUAUUAAGCAUCCUAAGUAUUUGAUAUAUUUUUAGGUCAACUUAAAGGAUUGCUGUAGAUCAGGAAUUAUACGAUUUCCUAUUGGCAUUAUUUAGUUUUUUUCCCCACGUUACUUUUAUAUCCUGAGAUUUUAGAGUAUUCCGAAAAUAUUUUUAGCAUGCUGGUGCUAAAUUAAUACGUAAUUACUGAUUGUUACCAUGGCAACAGCUUCCAGUUCUUUGCUGUGAGUGAGACAGGGCUGAGAGCUGAGGAAAACUGACUCACGCUUUUAUACGAGGGAAUGUGAAAGAUCAUAUUAAAACUAGAGCCGGUUAUAUAAGCCCUAGGGCCAAAACGCAGCUUAUUUCAACGAAGGACGAAAACUGAGGCAGAUCUGUAUGCAUGAAAUGUGACAAUGCAACAAAAUAUAUGAAAACAAAUUAGGCACUGUGGAGAAGAAUUGAAGCUCUGAGGCCGCCUCAGUAGUCUCCAUUCACAUAACAAGCACCAGGCAGGCAAUAAAAACAUGCAUUGAUGGAAACCUUAAUGAAAAUACCGUGCACUCUUUCUAAGUCAGUAAAAAAAAACAUUGAAUAUUGAGUACUGUAACAAUCACUGACAGAUCCUACCUAAACAAGGCUGAUUUUCAAAAUGUAGAGGGCUACCACUAUACUCUACCGUAGUAAAGAAUGAAGUUGAGAUCACGAUUGAGCUAUCAAGUAGCCUAGCGACUGAAAAUAAGGGAGAGAAUGCAACUGGUGUAGUCAAGCUGUGUGUCAUCUCUAGGUUUCACAGUCGGAGGGCAUAAUUACAUAUUGCUUCAAAGGGAGAAGCUGCUGCUUUCAGGCUUUGAUAUGGGGAAUUAAAAUAUCUCAAUAAGUUGGCUGGUCAGAUAUUUUGCAAACAGCAGCCUUAUGUAAUGAUAGGUCAAGGUAGGGGUAUAAGAGAUAAUAGCUUUUUGUGUUUCUUUCGUGUCCUCAUACAAAGCAUUAAUACAAUUUAAUAGCUCAUUAAUAGCUGACACAAAGACCACAACUUUUAUUUGAAUAAAACAGCGCUCCAAACAGAAGUAUGCAGGCGUAAUUCACUGCUUAUGGCUAACCUUAAAAUCAUUAGCUGACAACUAAAUUCUUCUUUCUGUAGGAUUAUUCCAGCAUUAUGUGCUGUAGGAUGGAGGUUUGGUGCGGGGGCGCUAGGUGAGUGGCUGGUGUGUGUGUGUGUGUGUGUGUGUGUGUGUGUGUGUGUGUGAAUCCUGCAGGGUUGUAUUCACUUAGAACCUAACGGAAGAAAUUAAAGUUAACUAAAAUGUACGCUUAAUUCAGUAUAAACUAUUGUAUAGAAUUGAUUAUACAACAGACAACAUUCACAAAUGCUACAGCACAAAGGCAGAGUCAUGUCUUCAGUAGCGGUGCGUGGGUAAAAUGACUGGGGAAGUCAAGCCAGAAAAAAAAGCCAUAUUACAACCUAUGUGUUGUGAUAAUUGUGUUGUUUGCUCUAUAACCUGUUAGUUCAUAUGCCUUGACACCGUGAUAUAUAGGCCUAAGGCCGAGACAAUAAGACACAAUGGCAGAAUAAAUUCAACCACUGAUUUGUUUCAUUACAAAACCGGAGAGCAACAUCUGUCCGGUGAAGUCCACAAAACAUAUUGCACGUAACAAACAGUUACAUGACCUACAGUCAAGCAAGGUAAUGUUUCUGACAUUUUCGGACUACUAAACAACUAUUUAUUUAGAACCACGUAGAGUUACCGCAAGUUGCAAAGAAAUCUGCCUCCAGUAUUCCAGCACCAUUUUAACUUCAACAUUUCAACAUCAUCUAAUCACUUAUGCUUACAGUGAGGGAAAAAAGUAUUUGAUCCCCUGCUGAUUUUGUACGUGUGCCCACUGACAAAGACAUGAUCAGUCUAUAAUUUUGAUGGUAGGUUUAUUUGAACAGUGAGAGACAGAAUAACAACAAACAAAUCCAGAAAAACGCAUGUCAAGAAUUUUAUAAAUUGAUUUGCAUUUUAAUGAGGGAAAUAAGUAUUUGACCCCUCUGCAAAACAUGACUUAGUACUUGGUGGCAAAACCCUUGUUGACAAUCACAGAGGUCAGACGUUUCUUGUAGUUGGCCACCAGGUUUGCACACAUCUCAGGAGGGAUUUUGUCCAACUCCUCUUUGCAGAUCCUCUCCAAGUCAUUAAGGUUUCGAGCCUGACGUUUGGCAACUCAAACCUUCAGCUCCCUCCACAGAUUUUCUAUGGGAUUAAGGUCUGGAGACUGGCUAGGCCACUCCAGGACCUUAAUGUGCUUCUUCUUGAGCCACUCCUUUGUUGCCUUGGCCGUGUGUUUUGGGUCAUUGUCAUGCUGGAAUACCCAUCCACGACCCACUUUCAAUGCCCUGGCUGAGGGAAGGAGGUUCUCACCCAAGAUUUGACGGUACAUGGCGCCGUCCAUCGUCCCUUUGAUGCGGUGAAGUUGUCCUGUCCCCUUAGCAGAAAAACACCCCCAAAGCAUAAUGUUUCCACCUCCAUGUUUGACGGUGGGGAUAGUGUUCUUGGGGUCAUAGGCAGCAUUCCUCCUCCUCCAAACACGGCGAGUUGAGUUGAUGCCAAAGACCUCGAUUUUGGUCUCAUCUGACCACAACACUUUCACCCAGUUCUCCUCUGAAUCAUUCAGAUGUUCAUUGGCAAACUUCAGACGGGCCUGUAUAUGUGCUUUCUUGAGCAGGGGGACCUUGCGGGCGCUGCAGGAUUUCAGUCCUUCACGGUGUAGUGUGUUACCCAUUGUUUUCUUGGUGAUUAUGGUCCCAGCUGCCUUGAGAUCAUUGACAAGAUCCUCCCGUGUAGUUCUGGGCUGAUUCCUCACCGUUCUCAUGAUCAUUGCAACUCCACGAGGUGAGAUCUUGCAUGGAGCCCCAGGCUGAGGGAGAUUGACAGUUAUUUUGUGUUUCUUCCAUUUGCGAAUAAUCGCACCAACUGUUAUCACCUUCUCACUAAGCUGCUUGGCGAUGGUCUUGUAGCCCAUUCCAGCCUUGUGUAGGUCUACAAUCUUGUCCCUGACAUCCUUGGAGAGCUCUUUGGUCUUGGCCAUGGUGGAGAGUUUGGAAUCUGGUUGAUUGAUUGCUUCUGUGGACAGGUGUCUUUUAUACAGGUAACAAGCUGAGAUUAGAAGCACUCCCUUUAAGAGUGUGCUCCUUACCUCAGCUCGUUACCUGAAUAAAAGACACCUGGGAGCCAGAAAUCUUACUGAUUGAGAGGGGGUCAAAUACUUAUUUCCCUCAUUAAAAUGCAAAUCAAUUUAUAACAUUUUUGACAUGUGUUUUUCUGGAUUUUUUUUUUGUUAUUCUGUCUCUCACUGUUCAAAUAAACCUACCAUUAAAAUUAUAGACUGAUCAUUUCUUUGUCAGUGGGCGAACGUACAAAAUCAGCAGGGGAUCAAAUACUUUUUUCCCUCACUGUAGUCUGAUACAGUGACGACUAAAAGAUGCCAAAAACAAUUUAGUCCAAUCAACGUAAGCUAAAUAUGAUGUGGCUGUCCAUGGGACUGAUUUCUGUGUGUGUGUGCAUGCAAGUAGAAAAACAUGUUGACUCGCCCUACUUGUAGAGAAAUGCAAAUGUCAUCCUCCUCUUUCAUGUUGCCUAAACGGUCUAUGACUCUGUCAUACAGUACACGCUUUUAGUUUUUGUUGUGCUAGGUGACCUGGCUAAAAUGCUUGCUAGCUAGCCUAACUUCCUUUCAUGGGCAACGUUGUGCCAGGCCAGCUAGUUAACAUUAGUAUACCACAUCUAGCUACAUGUUGAACUUCCAUCCUCUCAGGCCUGGGGCAUAAUGUAUUAAUUUAUGGUUGCAUCAGAAUCGCCGUUAUAAUAAUUGGCUAGUACAGAGAAUUAAGUAAAACCACAAGUCCAAAUCCCUAUCACCGGUUGGGUUAAUUUGCGGAAGACACAUUUCAGUUGAACAACUGACUAGGUAUCCCCCCUUUCUUUCUUUUUUUUUUCUAAUUUAGGAAAGGGACGAUUUUUUAGCAACAAUUCAAGUGUUUUCUGUCAAUGACGUUUGGCUUCUGAUGUGAUUGGUCUGAAGCCAAAUCCAAACUGGCUUCCCUUGACACUUGUUUUUCGGGCACCAGGACCAUUCACAGCUGAGCUCACUCAGUUUAGCUCAACGCUGAUUGGCUAUUAUUUUAUUAAAAAUUUAUUAAGGGAGGCCAAAUGCUCACUGGCUUCCCUUGCAUUCAAUGCUACAGGUGGCAACAAUGUCAUACUCUUUUUGACCAGACAGCAUCAGAUAGAUAAGCUACAAAUACCGAGACAGAGGGGCACUGUUUCAUUCGCUCGGAUGCAUUCUCCAGUGAGAUACUGGAUGUACAUUCAGCCCUUUGUAAAUUGAAGGAAAUGUAUGAAACGCAGCGAGACGAAAGAUACAUUAUUUUGUAUGUUCGUUGUUUGGCUUGCCUUUUUUGUCAUUUUACUACUCUGACAGAAUCGUCUCUAUUUCUGCUCAUGAGUGAAUCAUUCUUAUUCAGCAUGAUGAGGUAGAGGGAUGCUGCGACUGCUGUUGUUCCUCUGUAAUAUGCAACGUUGCUUUGUGUCUUUCAUACCCAGCCAUCUUGGUGUUGCUAAAUUGGCCCAAUCUGCCUAACAAUCCUUGAAGUCUGUUGGUGAUACAUACUGUAACUGAUACCAUGAUGCCCUGGCACCGAUGUCACUGAAGAAUGUCCACAGUGACCAGCCAAGUCCAUUUCUAUUUGAUAUAGACCUACAGCCCCUUACAAUGGAGAUACUUCCCUCUUUAAAACCUAGUGUAUCAUAAACAAAUGGUUAAAUGAAUGGUAGAAGAAGGGUAUUACAGGGGUAAUAAGGUUCUGCAAUUAAACAUAAGGCCGAUCUGAGAAGAAGUAGAGAUUUGAUAUCCCAUAGCCACCAGAGUAGUACUAUGCAGGUACUUUUUUUCCAGCCAUCUCAGAGCCUAGAUAUCUUUGAUGUUGACAGCUCACUCUUAGAGCGACUAGCUCAGUUGUUGUAGGCGAAAGUCUCAGAGCUAGAAGUCCGAUCACAUUCAUGCAUGACCACCGCUAGUCCAUUAUGGCAGGCCAUUUGUUUGCAGCCUAUUUGUAUGCAGGCUGGUGGAUAGUACAGUGCCCCAGUCCUAAUUGUCUCACAGUCUACUGAACCUGCACUCAACCACGCUCUGAAAAGGGCCAGAGAGCUCAAAGGGGAGUGUGGUUGUGGUUUGUUUCAAGUAACCUUUCAAAUCCAAAAUGGUUAAAAAAAUAAUAAUAAUAAUAAUCAGAUUGAAGCACAUCUUGCCAUUAGGGUUCUCUUUACCACUUUAAGGGUGGGUCAGGAGUCUGGACCCAGUGCUGGAACUAGUCCUUGGGUCAACUAGCUAUAAAGCCUGGUUUGUGGUUAUAAACAUGGCUCUGUCUAUUUGGUGUGUAAUAAAGUUCAAAAGGCUUUAUGUGGGUGACUAUGCAAAAAAUAAAGUUUGUUGUGACAAUAGAACUAGAAACAAUGAGAAUAGUUUCCUCCCGUCUUGCACCUCAAACCGUUGGCUGAGUUGAUGGCAGUGAACACGAGUCUUGGUUGAACUAACACCAACGAUGUUAUGUCGAUUGUAGCCUCACAGGAGGAAAUGGACCAGGGAGUGCAGUGGAAAAGCCGAAGUGCACACUAAAAGAGAGGAAGUGUUGCACAACAGAAAGUGGUGUGUGUCUGUGGCCGCUGUGGCUCCCCAUUUCUAUCAGACUGCUGCAACGUUGCCCUCAAGAAAACCAGUCUGCAAGAGAAUCACAAAGGGCUGCACUUGUGACUGACUAGCCACAGUUGGUGUCCAACAAAUUCUCAACCUCUGGUAACAUUGUAUUCAUGUGGCCGGUAGUGUUAAAAGUGUUCGGUAAUCUAUUGAUCGGUGCGAUGCAUGGUCGAUAAACAAGGUCCUAGAGGUUGGAAAUGUUUGUUGUGGCCACGUGAAUUGCUGGACCUGCUUACGUGAUGAUUGGACCAGAGGUAGGCCGAGAGGAAUAUCGAAAGUUGAAUAUUGUUCAGGUUAAGUUUUGUCGCCAAAAGGUUUUGACUUUGAAGGAACAAGAAAAUGAGAUGAAAGACUUUAUUGUAUCUGUUUUGAGAGGACGAUAUGACUUCACUCAGACUCAUUUAACAUGUGUUUUCAGAACCCGAUCUCCGCUGGAGGACUGUGACCUUGGCCAACCGCCAGGCUGGGCCUCCUUCCUCCUGACUGACACCUCCAGAGAGCUUCUUCUGCUGGUUAGUAUCAACACAAAGUUGCCCCUAGAUGCUGAUCUUGGGUCAGUUUAGCAUUUUCAACACUAAUGGUUAAUAUUAGAAUUGGGGGAGGGGGAAGCUGAUUCUACAGUAGUUCUGUGCCUAGGGGAAACUUCACCCCUGGAGCUAUCAACACCUACUGCUGUCAUGUUCUGACUCAUCUAACCUGAGGUUUCAACUGCAAGACCACAGCAAAACAUGCUAUCUGCUACAAGGCCUUUCUAUCUGUAAAACAAUUUAGUGGAACUUCAGCAAUAAGACAAGCAUUGUCUUUUUAACUGAGGUCAUUCUUAAGCAUUGUUUUUCUCUCAAUUUCAAUUGUAAUUUUUUCCUUCAAGUUCCUGUUGGGAUUAUUUGGAGCUAGAAGAAUGCUUGCGUUUCACUUUUUCCCCAUCAGGGUCACGAUGUGUACACGGUUUGUGUAAUGCUGGUAUGGAAAUGAAGUGCAUUGUGGGCUGUGGAAUGGGUCUGUGUAAUGUGAGUGCCUCAACUUCCUGCUCUGUUCUCCAAGGCCGGGUGGCGGUGCUGCUUAUCUAACUAGGGUCGUCACAGGGUCACCGGCGGUUGUCUGACCUCACAGAAGUGAAGCUGGCAGCCAAGACAGUCAAGUGUUUGAACGUGUUCUCGACUACAAACAAGAGCUUAGUCCAGGGGGCUUAGGUCUCAAUGUUUUUCUGUCUGAUUAAUAGAUACAGUUUGGCCGGGUUGAUGUCUGAACAUUUGUGAUUAAACUGUUUAUUUUUGUAAUGCUAGUGUAGUCGAUGUGAAAUGGCUAGCUUGUUAGUGGUGUGCUCUAGUAGUGCUCAGUCGGUGACGUCACCUGCUCUGAGACCUUAAAGUAGUUGUUGCAGCUUUUGUAGUUAUCGCGGCUUUUGUGGAGUGACAGAUAACAAUGCUUUGUGGGUGACAGUUGUCAAUGUGUUCAAAGGGUCCCAGGUUCACUAGGUAACACUUUCACUAGGUCCCUGACCCCUUACACAUUCAGUAUUUUGUGCUGUUAUAUCAAAGGUAAGGUGUUCUUCUGUGGAAGCUUAUGCGUCUGUUGUGUCUGAAUCUGGCUGUAUCCAGAUGGAGGUUUUCACCGUUGUUUCCUGUAGCACCUCACCUACACAACAAGCCCUAACCUCAUAUAAGCCUAGAAUCUUCCACAGCUACACAACAAGCCGUAACCAUAUCUAAGCCUAGAAUCUUCCACAGCUCAGAGACACUGGUACAGUCAGCAUUAGAAAUGGGUAUCUAUGACUGAGUGACAACAUCAUUCCUUUCUCCUAUAUUUCCUGCUUGUGGCAUUUUCCCACCCCUUUUUAUAUUUUCCCUACAGUCUCCUUGGAGUCCGUUACCAUGGCGUGGUGGCUGAGCUGUCAAUCUUGGGCCUAAUCAGAGAUGUCAUAGCACACUGCUACAUCACCUGCCCACCUCACCCACUCACCACAGCUUCCUAGCUGUUUGUCUGAUACAGCUGCAGACAAUCCAAGGCAAGCAGUCUAGGACUAAAUAAGCCAAUUUCAUUUAAUAUGUUUUGUGUGGUGGGUCAUUCUAUGACGGCUUUAACCACCAGGAAAAACACUUUAAAAAAGUGUCAGAUAAUGACACUUAUUUUUGUUUUAAUUGAUGUGUUUUAUUGUUAAUAAAACAUAUGUAAGACAUUUAUAUUGCAAACCAUUAAAAAAUAUAUUUAUACAGUAUAUUGUAGAACACGGUCAGUACCAUGAAAUUGUCUUGAGUCCUGGUUUAGUGACAUAUUUUGAGACGUGGUUUAGUGGCAUAUUUUGAGUACACAUUUUUAUUAUGUCAUAAUGAAAACAAAUAUACUAAAUAUAAACAACUAUUUACAGGAAAUAGCUCAGCUGUCUUUCAAUUCCAUUUCACCGGUAUUACCACACCAUUUUCAAACCCAGAGGUGCAACAUCGAAAUACUUCCAGGAACGCUUGCGAAACAGACCAAACAGACGAGGCCGGGGUUUGGGGUUUGAGAAGUCAAUGAGAGAAGUGAAAAAUUCUUCCUUAGUUCUUAUAUUUCUCAUAAUCGAAAGGCACAACCUAGAUUCGAGCCAAUGUCUUAAGUAGUUGAACAUGUUAUUACUCCAACCUCGUGAAAGUGACAAACUGACACGUUUUCAUUUUCGUCCAAAACAACUUUAUAUCAAAGGAGUGCCUUUGAUUUGAUGGCCUGCACAUGCACAGUUUGGCGUGAGAUGACUGUUAGACCCAAUGACGUGUUUCUACGCAUGAGCUAAGCAAGUCAACCUUCGCCAUGACCUCACCUACAAGUGUGAUCGGGGAUUUCUAUUAGAGAAGCAGUUUUCGUCUAUCUUCAGUGGUGGAAAAAGUACCCAAUUGUCAUACUUGAGUAAAAGUAAAGAUACCUUUUAAUAGAAAAUGACUCAACCAGUAAAAUACUACUUGAGUAAAAGUUAAAUAUAUAGUUUUAAAUAUACUUAAGUAUCAAAAGUAAAUGUAAAUGCUAAAAUAUAUUGAAGUAUCAAAAGUAAAAGUAAAAAUCAUUUCAAAUUCCUUAUAUUAAGCAAACCAGACGGCACAAUUUUCGGCACAAGGCAUUUGUGUUUAGUGAGUCCGCCAGAUCAGAGGCAGUAGGGAUGACCAGGGAUGUUCUCUUGAUAAGUGCAUUGAUUGGACCAUUUGCCUAUCCUGCUAAGCAUUCAAAAUGUAAGGAGUACUUUCGGGUGUCAGGGAAAAUGUAUGGAGUAAAAAGUACAUUAUUUUCUUUAGAAAUGUAGUGGAGUAAAAGUUGUCAAAUAUAAAUAGUAAAGAACAGAUACCCCCAAAAACUACUUAAGUAGUACUUUAAAGUAUUCUUACAUAAGUACUUUACAUCACUGCCUAUCUUCAUGCUGUCUUUGGACAAGUCUUGUGUUUGUAAUGCAAGAGGAGGAGAGCCUUUCUCUCGUCAGAGAUCGCAUUUAUUUUUUGAGAUUGCAAAAAAUGACCUUUUCAUUCAAGACAGUAACAGCCAAUGUGUAUUUGGAAUGGGUAUAUAUAGGAAUGGGUAAUUGUUUACAAGUUGCUAAGGAUCCCAUAAAGCCAUCACUGAUAACCACAUAUUUUCAUCUUCUUCUGUGGUUUGGUAACUUCCUGUUCUUUGACAGACUCUGGCUGGGCUGAAGAAGACACAAAGUUUGGAAAAUUCUAAAGUGUGCGGCGUCUGUCGCGCAACGGAGCCUUCAAGGGGGCGUUGCUAUUCCAGUCCAUUGUGGCUGUCCCAUUUGAAAUGCAUGACAUCCGGCGCAACGUUACACCUCAAUCAGACCGACAGUGUUUUGCGUCAACGCAGCUUAAUAAAUUCUGCAGUCACAUUUUUUAUUAUGUAAACAUUUUUAGUGGAUAUGUGUCCAACAAAAGUUCAACAUUCACCUUUUGCUACUAUUUCUGUCAGGUCUACACAUACAAUUUGAUGCGUACAUUGGAUAAAUCCAACAAAUGCACCACACAGAACGCACUGCAAGCAAUGCUGUAAGUUAAACGCAGCAUUCCAAUGGAAAUUAAUGUACUUCUGGUGUGCCAAAACGCAAUAAUGCUGUUGGUCUGAUCGAGGUGUAAGAGGUGUUGUAACAUAGCCUGAGGUAAAGAUUUUUAUUGCAGCGCUGGUAAAAAAAAUAAAACUAGGCAAUAGUGCCACCAGGUGGUGAUGGAGAAUAUCAGGUAUAACCUACAUUUUAAAGAUCUUGAGAUAUGAUGGGUUGUGCAUUUUAAUAGUUUGUGCAAAUAGGUUUAUUAAUAUGUUUAUUGUAGCUUUGCUUACUGCCUCCAUGGUUUAGGCCUAUUUUACAUGCUGAGUGUAGUCCAGCACUCUCUGUCGAUUACGGCUCUUUGGCCUUGGAAUCUUAUGGAAGCACUGUAGACAACACUACAACAUAGCAAAUAUUUAUUCAAAGCAGACUUGUGGAUUGUUUUGAUGAAGGAGAUUUAUAGAUUUUUUUAUUUGCUGAGAACAGUACCUGAAGGCGUUUUACCAUGUAAAAAUAUAAAUUACUUUUUUUUCUGCAAACAAAUGGCCCCACAUCCCCAUGCAUAGGCAAUGGGAGAUGAUAUGUCUGUCUGUCUGGUGGGUGAUAUGCAGAGGGGUUUGAUGUGUCAGCCAAAGACCCUAUUUUCUCCACUGACUGUUCUAUUAUUUAUGUUCCUGUAGGGUUAACAUGCUCUUUACGUCGGCAACCUCCGUUCCCCUGAGCAUCACACCAGCUGCGCUCACUCUCUCUCUCUCUCUCGCUCUCUGUUUCUCUGCCUCUGCUCUCUGUCUAUCUCUUCUGUUGAUCUAGUAGACGUCUGUCUGUUUUGUAGGGCAGGCCAUAUAAAUUACAAUAUCACUGUAAAAGUGCAACUGCCCAAAUGAAUGUUGCGUUCUUCCUGUUGCUCUCAAAAUGGCACAAGGUGGCGCCCUAACCCAAUUAUUUGACACUAGUCCCCCUUAACCCUUGAUGCAGUACAUGGCAAGAUGUUUGCUAAUCUGAGGGGUUACUGCAAUGUUUGAGAGCUGAGGAGAUGUCCCUAUUUUAGAGGAUGGGCUGCAGCAUGCAUGACAAGAUGUCAAACAUUCUGUGCUCUCCAAGGCUUUGAGACCCAACUCAGUUGGUAGAGCAUGGCGCUUGCAACACCAGGCUUGUGGGUUCAAUUCCCGCUGGGGCCAUCCAUAUGAAAAUGUAUGCAUGCAAGUUAUGCUAAUUAAUCCAAAGUGGUUUUAGUAGAAAGAUACUCCACAUUAUGCAUGUAAAUGCUAUGGCAACAUUUCAAUGUCAAGGUUGAUGCAUGUGUAAUUAUGAUUUUGGAAUGUUUUAAUUUGAUAUAUGGUUAGCUUAGUCCAGGGGGAAAUUAAACUGUAGACCCAAAUAUGUGGGAAAUGAAGACAGCUGUUAAAGGACAUUGAUUGAGAUAUUUAUCUUAGUUUGUUGCGGUACCUAAAGGAUUUGUAGCUGAAGCUGGCAUGUGUAAUACCACUAGCAUGGUUCAGAGUUUGGGAGUGGUCGCUCUUCCUCCUCAAGGUCUUCUAUAUACUUCUGUCCAUCACCUCCAGAGGGCGCUCAAUGCAUUCUAAAUAGAGAUACCAGUACGUCUGUACCGAUAUCCGUCAUCUCCACAAACCUCAGCAAGCUCCACUGUGCCCCACCUUUAAUCUUGUGAGGGUUAAAAAAAAGUAACAUACUGAAUCUAUGUUACUUAAAUGUGCAGUGUACUGUAUGUGCUUUUCAUAAAAAAAUGUAAUACACUGUCUCCAAGAGAUGCUGAUAUAUAGGCCUAUAUUCUACCGCCUAUAGAGUGUGAUACAGUAUGACUCAGACACAGUCAAAAGGUAAUUUGUGUAGUGUUAGUUUGGGGCUGUUUGCAGGGGGGUAGAAAGACGUGACAAGGGAUUGAGCUGGGGAGCUGCCUGCGACAUGUGACCUACGACAUGCAGCCUGUGCCCCCCUUCACCCCCACCCCUCACUAACUACCACUCCACAGGCAAGAGUUGGAGAAGGAUUCAAGGUCAGGGUGGAGGAUUUGGGGCUGUGGGGAAGUGCUGCUCUCUGCCCAAUUACACCCUAUGUUAUAGCUGUCUGCUUGGAUAGGUCAUAGAAAGAGAAAUUGGUGUGCUCAGCUCAAAUGUUUGUAGUAACAAAAAGUAUUUGGGUGCCGGGUUCAAAAGGCAUAUACUUGAACAAAGGAAAAACCCAUGACUCACAUCAACACCAUCAUCCCGGAAACCCUAGACCCACUCCAAUUCGCAUACCGCCCUAACAGAUCCACAGAUGACGCAAUCUCAAUUGCACUCCACACUGCCCUUUCCCACCUGGACAAAAGCAACACCUAUGUGAGAAUGCUGUUCAUUGACUACAGCUCAGCGUUCAACACCAUAGUGCCCACAAAGCUCAUCACUAAGCUAAGGACCCUGGGAAUAAACACCUCCCUCUGCAACUGGAUCCUGGACUUCCUGACGGGCCACCCCCAGGUGGUAAGGGUAGGCAACAACACAUCUGCCACGCUGAUCCUCAACACUGGGGCCCUUCAGGGGUGCAUGCUUAGUCCCCUCCUGUACUCCCUGUUCACCCACGACUGCGUGGCCAAGCACCACUCCAACACCAUCAUUAAGUUUGCUGACGACACAACAGUGGGACAGCCUAUAGGGAGGAGGUCAGAGACCUGGCAGUGUGGUGCCAGGGAAACAACCUCUCCCUCAAUGUGAGCAAGACAAAGGAGCUGAUCGUGGACUACAGGAAAAGUGGGCCGAACAGGCCCCCAUUAACAUCGACGGGGCUGUAGUGGACAUAAAAACUAUGAAAUAACACAUAUGGAAUCAUGUAGUAACCAAAAAAGUGUUAAACAAAUAAAAAUAUAUUUUAUAUUUGAGAUUCUUCAAAGUAGCCACCCUUUGCCUUGGUGACAGCUUUGCACACUCUUGGCAUUCUCUCAACCAGCUUCACCUGGAAUGCUUUUCCAACAGUCUCGAAGGAGUUCCCACAUAUGCUGAGCACUUGUUGGCUGCUUUUCCUUCACUCUGUGGUCCGACUCAUCCCAAACCAUCUCAAUUUGGUUGAGGUCAGGGAAUUGUGGAGGCCAGGUCAUAGUCCCACUAAGCCCAAACCAGAUGGGAUGGCGUAUCGCUGCAGAAUGCUGUGGUAGACAUGCUGGUUAAGUGUGCCUUGAAUUCUAAAUAAAUCACAAACAGUGUCACCAGCAAAGCACCCCCACACCAUAACACCUCCUCCUCCAUGCUUUACGGUGGGAAAUAUACAUGCGGAGAUCAUCCGUUCACCCACACCGCGUCUCACAAAGCCACGUGGUUGGAACCUAAAAUCUCAAAUUUGGACUCCAGACCAAAGGACAUAUUUCCACUGGUCUAAUGUCCAUUGCUCGUGUUUCUUGGCCCAAGCAAGUCUCUUCUUAUUAUUAUUGGUGUCCUUUAGUAGCAAUUCGACCAUGAAGGCCUGAUUCACGCAGUCUCCUCUGAACAGUUGAUGUUGAGAUGUGUCUGUUACUUGAACUCUGUGAAGCGUUUAUUUGGGCUGCAAUUUCUGAGGCUGGUAACUCUAAUGAACUUAUCUUCUGCAGCAGAGGUAACUCUGGGUCUUCCAUUCCUGUUGCAGUCCUCAUGAGAGCCAGUUUCAUCAUAGUGCUUGAUGGUUUUUGCGACUGCACUUGAAGAAACUUUCAAAGUUCUUGAAAUUUUCAGGUUUGUCUGACCUUCAUGUCUUAAAGUAAUGACGGACUGUCCUUUCUCUUUGCUUAUUUGAGCUGUUCUUGCCAUAAUAUGGACUUGGUCUUUUACUAAAUAGGGCUAUCUUCUGUAUACCCCCUGUACCUAGUCACAACACAACUGAUUGUCUCAAACGCAUUAAGAAGGAAAGAAAUUCCACAAAUUAACUUUUAAGAAGACACACCUGUUAUUUGAAAUGCAUUCCAGGUGACUACCUCAUGAAGCUGGUUGAGAGAAUGCCAAGAGUAUGCAAUGCUGGCAUCAAGGCAAAGAGUGGCUAUUUGUAGAAUCCCAAAUAUAAAGUAUAUUUAGAUUUGGUUACUACAUGAUUCCAUAUGUGUUAUUUCAUAGUUUUUAUGUUUUCACUAUUCUACAAUGUAGAAAAUAGUAAAAAUAAAGAAAAACCCUUGAAUGAGUAGGUGUUCUAAAACUUUUGACCGGUAGUGUAUAUUAUUUACAUUCAUUAUUUACAUAAAAUGUUCUACUAUUUUCCACAAGAGCUUCAAAAUAAAAAUAAACAAAGAAAUGCGCACCUGUUGUUGCUCACAGGAAGCAACCUAACAGAAGUUCUUCAUUCAGGCCUCUAGGGCUCUCUGUAAGGAAGGCAUGGAUAUAAAAUGCCUCUCUCUGUAACAGCAACUUUUCUCUAUCACCUCCUCUCUUAAGUGGCAGUACAACAACUAAGCCCUGGAACCUCAGUUGGCUCACAUCAUGUCCCCACAUUAAAGUGUCUGGCUACAGGAGCCUUCUCGUCACUAGUUCUCAUGUUGCUCGUGGGAAAAAAAUCGUAAAGAAUAUUUCUGUCAGUGCAGGUUUUUUCUUUCUUCAUGCAUGGAGAGGUCACCAGGUCUUAUCCACAGCACUGCAGUGAUCCCCAGGUUGUUCUGUCUUUAUGGACUGUACUACCUCAACCACUCUGAGAGAGUUAAAGGGGCAAUCUGGGAUUGGUACAUACAUUUUUUGACUUUUGAAUUAAUGAUAUAGGUGUAGCCAUUGCUUCUUGAAGAAUAGGGCCAUAACUGUUUACCAAAAAAGUGCCGGGGUGCCACUUGGUUGUUGUUUGAAUCCCAGAUUGCCGCUUUAAUUACAUAUUUAUUACAUAAACAUUUGAUAAUUAGGUUUAUUACACGAUAUCAAGUCAAGUGUACAAUGGGCUACAGUUUUUAGAUAAUCCUUUUGGAGAGUAGCUCAUUUGAAAUGAUUCUGUUGGUCUCUUUUAUGAUGGUGAGGCAUCAGUAUCUCUCAUCACUGACGGUGUGUGCUUGAUGAGGAAAUAUGUAUUGAUGAAACUGAUGAAAAUGUGUUCGUUUCAAAAGCCCUUUCUCUGUCCUCUGUAUCAAUAGAGCCCUGUUCUAAUGUGUGUGUGUGUGUGUGUUCCCAACAAUGCAGAGUUAAAAAGUAAGACAAUUGUUUUAGUAUAGUUGUGACAACCAGAAGUCCUCACAACAAUGGUCAACCAAGGAAAAUUCAGAGAAGUGAGGCUAUUUGGCUGGUCCUCACUUCUAAAAAGGCUAUUUUAGGGUUAGGAGUAAAAGUUCGUUUUAGGGUUAGGAGUUAAGGUUAGGGCUAAGAUUACGGUAAAAAGUCCUCACAAGUAUAGUAAUACAAAGUUGUGUGAGCGCGUGUGUGUGUGAGCGCGCGUGUGUUUGUGUGUGUGUGUGUGUUUGUGUGUGUGUUGUGUGUGUGUGUGUGUGUGUGUGUGUGUGUGUAGCUGACUGUAGUGGAUUCCAUGGUUUCUGGCUUUGAUCAGGUGCAGUCCAUAGAGUAGGGCUUAGCUGAAUCUCCUGGUUUCAUCCCCCCAGUUUUCUCUCUGUGAUUUCUGCUGCUUUGGUUGGUUGCUUUGGAUUUCAAAGGUUUAUUUUUAUCUUCAAAUAUGCAGUUUUUUUUUUUGAUGAAUUGUAGUUUGCCUCAAUAAUCUGAUGAGUGUUGAAUUGUAAAAGUAGUAGGCUACAUUGUGAUGCAAAACGGGAGAUAAAACGUGUGCAUUGACUGCAGUAAUGCUCCUCGUGGGGAGGUGCUGCAUGCCAGCCCCAUUUUGGGAAGUGCUCCCCCAUUUUCUGCCUGUCAUUUCGGACCGGGCCUGGCCGACUGGGCUAAUGCGAUGUGGCUUGUCACCCGGAGAAUCUAGGUCAAGUUUAAAGCUGCCUCCCUCUCUACUGCAUCAACCCCCCCCCCCCACACACAAAAUACACCCCCACAUAUUAUAGUCACAUAUUGUAGACACACAGCAUACAUCCUUAUCUAAAUACACAUUUUUAGCAUUUCAAUCAAAUAUACGCACUUAUACAUUUGUACGCACACACACAAACUCUCUCCCCAUCCACCCUCGAAGCCCCAACGUGAGUUCACAGCCUCUCCACGGAAGUCUGGGGAGGGAGGGAGGGCGUUGUUUUUCCCAAUGGCUGGGCAUCACUGCCGUAGUAAGAAUGGGUUGGCACAUGGAUCCUCACGCUGCUGCAGAAAGAGGGAAUAGUGUAGUAGUGGAAUGUCAGCACGAUCAUCCCCCUGCAGCCCUGAGCUGUUUUUCUUGGACUUUGCUACAGACCCGGAGCCUCAAGCCCAGGAGUGUUUUGGGGCGUUUCCACUGUGGGUGGUGUGUGUCUGUGUGACUAGGAAUGACAUCCCGGGGUCACCAUGUUCAAUGGGCGUGGCACUGAAUAUUAGGGUCUUCAGGGCUGAUGCCGAGAUCUCAUCACUCAUCAUGUUGUUGUUCCUCCACUGUUUCAUUCUCCUAGGCUGUGCCAGUCCGCUCUCAAAUAAGAAAAAAUAAGAAAUAUAUUUUGCAUACAGGAAUAUUGUCAGAAUGAAUAUUUGUCAUUUAGAUGUAUUAAUUUUUUUGAACAUGACAGCUAUUUGGCCAAAACCAAGUUGCAUUUUGCUUUAGGGAAAUGAUUCACUUAAUGCUGGAUGCUGGAAAAAACAUUCCUUCACUGCCUGUUCACCAGUUCCCCUCGCUCCCCUCCUAAUCCACCGUUUUUUGGCGCAUUACCUCAUCUGUAUUAAUAUAUUCAUGUACUUUCAAGUCUUACUACUACUGUACCAUCUCUCUCCAAGCUCGCCUCUGAUUGGCUGCCCGCUUGUUUUUAACGGCACCAGCUUUUUUUGAGUCCAUGGAUACAGCGCAUGGUUGGGCAGUAUGGCUUAGCCAAUUGGAGAGCGUCGUUGGGCAUGCGGUUGUAAAGCAGUGCUGCCUGGCCCUCUCUGAGAGCACGUGAUCACCCAGUGAGGGUGUCCAAAACAAAAACAACUACACCCUGUCCACGGGGCCGCGGCUCCCACUGACACAUCAGAACCUCCAAUACCAAGGAAGGGGCGCAAAACCACCCCCCUCCUGUCUCUUCUCUUGCAUUCCUCCACUCUCAGCACUUUGAAUAUUCCACUCCUCUUCAUCUCACACCCCCAUGAUUUAGAGCAAUGGAUCAUUACCAUGAACCUUUACCAUAACCAUUUCCCAUUUAUCACUGGUGCAUACACUUUGGCUCAAAAUAUAAACAUUUUCAUUUUCAAUGUACGAGUAGAAGUUUGAUAUAUAGCCUUUUUAGUUAGCAUUAAUAGGUUUAGCUUUUAAUUAGGUUUGAAUGAGAACCUGGGGGUCUGUAAUUAAACCGUUUAAACCUGUCCUCAUUUCAUCUCUCAUUAGGUUUUCCAUAAGCUGGAGGAUCUUCUCUUGGACUUUGAAAUGCGAAGCCGAAGCCACCACAAAUCCCCGUCCUUAAAAUGACCUCAUUGUAGACUGGGCGAGAGCGAUGGAGCUGUGGGCCUUUGAUGCUGGGUGCCUGGUGCUGCCCAUGUUUAGCUCUCUGAGCCUGGUAGUGGCACAAUGCCUCAUACUACUCCGCUCAGUCACUCUGCCUCUCUGAUAGGGGGCAGUAGAGGACUAGGGGAGAAGCAUUGGGAAGGCCUAUUCAUUCAACAACAUGGUGACGUGACUUCACCCCUUCCCCUCCAUAUGAGGAUAAUCAACGAGGUGCUCCUGACGACCGGGUGCUUUCGCUCUCCGAGGCUGAUGUGAGGAAAACUCUCAAAAGAUUGAAUACCAGCUGACCAGCUGGUGGGCGUCUUUUCGGACAUCUUCAACUGGUCUCUGUAGACCCCACCUGCUUUAAGGAAACCACCAUCGUCCCAGUGCCCAAGAAAAACCAGGUGACAUGCCCAAAUGACUAUCGCCCUGUUGCACUCACCUCGGUCAUCAUGAGGUGCUUGGAGAGGCUGGUCGUGACCCACAUCAAGGCCAGCAUACCAGGCACGCUGGACCCACUCCAUUCUGCCUACCGCUCCAACAGAUCCACAGAAGAUGCCAUUUCCAUCACGAUACACACGGCCGUAACACAUCUGGACAAGAGGAACACCUAUGUGAGAAUGCUGUUCAUUGACUACAGUUCAGCAUUGAGGUGCAUGAGGUCUGAUACCAACAGGCUCAGAGACAGUUUCUAUCUACAAGCAAUCAGAUUGCUGAACAUUUGAACUGGACUGACCACCUGCUCUGAUUCUCCGUACCUUAGCAUAAAUCACAACUGCUGCUACCAGACUCUUAUUGUAAUGCUAAAUUUAUACACUUGCCUGCCAUCCCUCCCACUCCCCAAUUCACAUGUAAAUAUUAUACUAUAAAUUGUGGAUUCCUGUAUUAUACUUAUGCUAAAAUAUUUAUUAUAUUCUACUGUCAUUUACUUUGUUUGUAUUAUUUUUUACUAUUUCUUAUUGUUGUUGCAUUGUCGAGAAGUAACCUUCAAGUAAGCAUUUCGUUGGACGAAGUAUACCAUGUGUAUCCCGGACAUACGACUAAUAAAACUUUUCCGCCCUUCUUUUCCCUUCUAGCGCUGUCAUCUCUCCUGUCUGUCCGCUACCUGUCUGGCUACCACCAGUAUAAGGGAGUAGGAAGGUAGCCAGUGAGGUGUCUGGGUGUAGCAGCUGCAUUCAGGUCAUGUUAGUGGAGACUGUUCUGAAAGAGCCAGGCAUGGCAGGAGGCAGGUGGCAGGAGGCAGGUGGGUGUGCCCCAGAUGGGCAGUGGGUCACAUGGAAACUGGGUCAGUGAGUGCAGGGAGAGGGAGAGAUCAUUAAUGAAAGUUGCAGGGAGUACUAGUGUACAGGCAAAGACAAUGUGUCCUCGAUGCCUCCUUCAAAUGAUUACACCAAGACUUGUUUAAAAGGAUAAUACUUGUAUUUAUUCAUCAUGACUUAUUCAACCACAAGAAGGAAAAAUGUAGUGACUAGCCAAUAGCUUUAUCUUGUCUCUAGUCAUCACUUUGUCAAUUACCUUGCUUCUGCACUCAUUCACUGGAAAUUAUUUUCUACUUGUCACUGAGCUUCACUCUGUCACUAAGCUUUACCUUGACUUUAACCUUAAUCAGCCUACUCAGGUUUACCAGUACUCACUCAGCCACUGAGUUUGUUUUAACCUGCCACCAGAAAUCAGAGUAUUUACCCUGUCACCAAGAUUGAAUCUCUCAGCCAUCUCCACCUGUCACAAGGUGUCUUCAGUCUAGCUCAGUGUCACUACUAGCCAGCAACAGCACUUAAAUGUCCAAGAAAAUGUACCUUCAGGGACAAUCAAGUUUUUCUUAUCUUCUCUCUACCUCGGAUCCAAUGCCAUUUCCUGAUCCAAUGCCAUUUCCUGAUCCAAUGCCAUUUCCUGAUCCAAUGCCAUUUGACCUUUGUCUCUCAGUACAGUACAAACCCAACAGGCCUCUGUGCUUUAUAGUUGUGGAGAGAAGGUGUUGUCUUGCCAGGCUGUCACUCCUGAUUACAUAACACACAACUCCAGACAGGGAGUCAGAAUGACCGAUAUCCCACUGGCUGCCUGGCGCGUGGCUCUCUGUCAGCCUACGGCGGAGGAGGAGGUAUGGGUGUAACACUACCUAUAGGAGUAGUCAUAAUGCUGUAGGACCACUCGUAGACCCGUAUUCACAAAGCAUCUAAGAGUAGGUGUGCUGAUCUAAGAUCAGUUGUUUUUUUUUGGGGGGGGGGCCUGAUCCUAGAUCAGCACUCCUACACUGAGAUGCUUUUUAAAUAUCGCCAAUAGACUACAGUCAUAAAAGGACCAGUCAAAAUACUGUAGGGGCAAUCAUAGACUUCUAUAGCUCCUGAGUCUGGGCAGUGUGAAUGCUCCAGUUUGUCCAAUUCUGCAGAACUGUACAUGCUUGUCUGUUCCGUAUUUUCCGUAUUUAUUAUAUUUCCUCAACGUGGCUUUCUAGGGAAUGACUCAGUGCUGUGACAGACAGUCUAAGUGCACCUCGGGACUGGAAGGUUCUCUGUUGUACAGUAGCGCGUACAGAAUGUGUGGUCCUGUACCAUACUCCAUUCUGUCCUCAAUUUGAGUCAUUGGCUAGGAAUGAACUUUCACGACAUGCUUUGGAAUAAGCUCUGCCCUGUCAGUAUUAGGAACAUCCAUAGGGUGGGUGUGUGGGCGCGCACGCAUAUGUGUGUAUGUGCGUCUGCGCACACACACACGCGCACACACACACACACGCACGCACAAACACACAAAACAUGGGAGCCUCUUAACCGACAGUGCCGACAGCAGGGGUUCCCUCUGCUCGGUUUGGGGGUUGGUUUCACCGUUUUUUCCCAGGUACUACUGGGUGAAUCUGUGGGCCUUAUAUUGACACUAACGAGAGGGGCUGGGUGAGGCAAGGGAAGGAUAGGGGGCUUUGUUCUCACACUACUACAUCUGAGGUGAGAUUAUCUCUCCUCCCCACACACCCCUCUGCCGUCCUUUUCUGGGAAUCAACUGCCUCGCUUACAGGAAAUCUGACUGGUUGAAAACAACCAGAGAUGGAAAUUCACUGUGUUUGAAGCAGUGUUUUUUGUUCAUGUGGCAUUCACAAACAGUACAAGUUCCUAAACGUCUCACUUUUGCACCGGGAAUCAGAUCAUGAUCAUCAGAUCAAGUCAUUUGGUAUUGUGAGGACAGUCAUUGGUCAGGAUCUGAACUCUGAACCCUGCUAGGUUCACAUCUGAAUUGUUGUACAGGGUAUGUGUCACAUAACAAAGAAGCUAAUUUAAGACUGCUUAUAACGGCUGUUAGUAUACGCUAAAUGUAAAUGCUUAUCUGCAGGGAAUUGAGCAAAGCGGAGAAGUCACACUCAGUUGAACUUGGUCUCCGAGGCAGAGUGAUUCCCGUAAAUUGUCCCCUAUUUUAGGUGGGCUUUUUGGGGACAUCUGGUGGGCCAGGGUUCGGUACAGGAAAACCACACAGUGCCCAUGGGGGCACAUAUGAGGAACCAGGGUUGACUAGCCCCUCAAUACCACAACACGUACUACUUCCCACUACUAACAAACCCAUGUAUUUUGUGUACUUGCCUCCACUCAUGUUAAACAAUAUUGUUGUGUUUUCUCCUUUUGUCUCAACAGGUAUCGUAACAUGGGGAACCUACUGAAAGUCCUGACUUGCACAGAUCUGGAACAGGAGCCCAAUUUUUUCCUCGAUUUUGAAAGUAUGUUUUUGGGGGGAGGGCUUAUUUAUUACAAUCCCUAUCUACACACUUGAACUUCCAAUCAUACUUAUUUUAGCGGUCCCCCGUCUUACCUCUCCUCACCCCCAGAGGCUACAGAACCUAAUCUAUUUCCCAUUUGCAUCAUCAGCUCUUCUCUUAGCCAUGCUGUUGCCGUAGGAUUGGAUGUUCCGAACAUAAUAUUACAUUAGAAUCUACCUUCCACAACAUUGAAUUUCUGGAUUGGAGUAACAAUUAGAAAGGAGAUGUAGCCUAGGCCUACUAGCCUAUAGCCUCUUCACUUAUAUCUGUAGACUCCCUCCCAGACAUAGAAAUACCCACUUGAUUGUCUUCCUGUGUCCACUAGAUGCCCAGCCCACGGACGCAGAACGAGAGGUGUGGGAGAAGGUGGACCUGGUGCUGAAGGACGCUAGAGGAAUCCUGGACGAACUGCAAGCAUACAAGGGAGCGGGUGAAGAGAUCAGAGAGGUCAAAUACUAAAAGCAUCACCAAACCUUCAUUCAUACAAGGGAGUGGGCCAGGAGAUCAGGGUGUUUCAGAGUAGGAUCUAGGAUCAGAUCCUGCCCAUGUCCAUGUAAUUGUAGCCAUUGUGAUCUAAAAGGCCAAACUGAUCCUAAAUCAGCAGUCCUACUCUGAGACGCUUGAUACAUACGGCCCCAGAAGGUGAUUAAACUACUAACUAGAUAAACUACUAACUCGGGAUUAAACUAGAUACUAACUAACUUCAGACUUUAUUCAGCAUCUUGUCUUUCCUGUCCCCCAGGCGAUCCAGAACCCCAGCGACGAUGCGUUACAGGAGGCAGCGUGGACGGCCGUGGUACCCCUUGGUGGGGAAACUCAAGAAGUUCUACCAGUUCUCCCAGAGAUUAGGUACGUACUUGGGGCCUGAUUUUUAGGAUCAGUUUCGCCUUUUAAGAUCACAAUUAAUAAAGAUGACAUGGACAGGGCGACCUGGUCCUAUAUCAGAUCUCCUAGAUGCUUGAUACAUACAGCCCCUGUCCUGAGCGUCAGGUUAGUGUCAGAUAUGUAGCCCUACAAAACAACACCAACACCAACACCUGCCUGAGACUAGUGAUGUGUCCUUCAGAGUUUGUGUAAAAGGUCAGAUACACGCCUGUACCAGGGGUUCACUAGCUACAGCUUCUCUAGUGGUUAUAUGUAAGAUACACGCACUCCUCUCAUGACCUUAACCAUCUGCAUGCGCAAUCACAUCAGCGAUAUCGGCUGCUGAGCUGCAGAAAUGUACAUGCAUAACCACACACACACACACAAACAUGCACAGUGCACACACUCCUAGCCAUCAUCAACGUGACGCUUGCUUGCGUUGCACUCCAGCUAGAUGUGAUACCCAGAGCUGAGGACUCCUUAUUACCUUGGAGACAGAGAGAGGGGGGAUGCUAGCCUAGUGCUGCCUGCUUACCGGUGACCAGCAGUCCGUCCCUGACCGCUUCGCUGACCUUAACCCCUUAAUCCCAGUGACGGCUGGCUGAGACUGCAGUCAGUCAAUGAACACAGUGGGCACCAGCCCACCAAGGCUGUGUUGUGUGGGUCUGUGUCUGUGUUAUAUAAUGAAGUAGGUCGUCUCCCUAUCCCCCUCCUGCCCACGCAUCCGUCCGUCCGCUCCACUGCUCUGACUCCGGGGGCCACCUUCGCCUCAGCUGCCUCCUGCCUGACAUGCGAGACGCUCGCCGACCUUUUCCGCAGACUGCCUCCGCUGCAGACAGACAGAGAGGAUGGCUGCUGGCUGAGAGAUGGCUUAUAGACCUCUCUGUGUUGAUGUUUUUCCGAACAUUAGUAUUAAUAUUAUUAAUUAAUUAAUUAAUAUGCCAUUUAGCAGACGCUUUUAUCCAAAGCGACUUACAGUCAUGCAUGCAUACAUUUUUGUGUAUGGGUGGUCCCGGGGCUCGAACCCACUACCUUGGCGUUUCAAGCGCCGUGCUCUACCAGUUGAGCUACAGAGGACCAUUAGAAACCACCUUCCACAAUAUUGUAACUGUGUCACUCCUCAUUUGGGUUUAAGCACUUUAAGUAAUGCAAGAUGUAGCUUAAUUAAAUGUUAAGCUUCCACCAAUAGAAGUGUUCAGGACAGGAGUCCAUUGACAGCAGGGUUGGAGUGAAUACCUGCCAACCCUCUGACCCUCCCACCCAUCCCCUCCUGAUCCCCUCCUCUCCCAAUGUGAACAGAGCUGAGCAGCGCCUGCCUAGUCCACGUACCCACAUUCCGCUCGCCUGCUCUGCCGUGACCUGAUGGGCUCAGACGUUCCCCCCGCCAUUCUCCUCCUCCCCUUCCAGACUCUAGACAGAUACGAGGCCUAAAAGCAGCCCCAUCUCAACUUCUGUUUUGACUAGGGAGAAAAAAAGUGCAUCACUAAGGCCAUUUUUAAUCAGCCCUCAUCCUCCUCGCUGCAGUAGAAGCAAUACGUUGUCCUAAGCAGAUGGGGGUCAUUACAGAAUAGCCAACGUGCUCAAUUUACUCACUGCCAGCUCGCAGUCUGCCUCCGAAAAACCUCUGUCUGCGGAUCUGUGUGUCUAUCUUAAGAGAGCAUCAUGGCUAAAGGUCUUCAUUUGUUUUUGUCUGGUUUAUAGCAGUGUGUAUUAUGUCCCUGUGUUCUACUGUAAGUGGUAAUAGUUUUAAAUAGAUACUCAGUCACGAUUAUGUGCAGCCAGGUGGAAGUUAGUGUUAUUGUGCAACCAGAUUACACUGUGUGUGUGUGUGUGUGUGUCUGUGUGUGCUUGGGUCAUCCGUGUUAUAUCAUUAUAUUAAAUCUAGUUGUCUUAGUGAGUCUAGACUGUGAAUGCUUCUUCAGUUUCUGACUGCAACCACAUUUUCCCUCAUGGAUGGUUUUGCCAUUGUUUAUUUAUGGUGAGCAUGUUGGUGCUUUCGUUGUCUUGAGACAUGGAAAUGCAAACAGAAAAGCAUUUGGGUAUCUACUGCAUUAGCUCACUCACUGCCUUUAUAGAAAGUCAAUGUUGGGAAAUGCACAGCUGGCCAGGAUACUAGUGGGGGAGUGAUAUAUUUUCCAUUACCUAGCUUUUGACUACAGAGCUGUGUGGUUUUCCCCAUUUAAAGCCAUGUAAAGUCUUCGUAUUUACCUACUGUCAAAACAAUGGCAGUAAGCCUGGAUGAAUGGAGCACCCCCCACAUAUCUCAUUACAAUGAGAUAAUUAGUCUCAUCUCCAUCUGUUUAGGUGAUUUUCCCAUCUCCCUCCCCCACCCUAAGAGACAGCUCUUCCCUAGACCCCCCUCCCCAUCCCACCCCACCCCCACACUGUCAUAGGGCCCUCGGCAGUGGGCACCAUCACCACUCAAUCGCAUGUCCCUGUUUUGUACAGCUACCCCCAUCAGGGCAAUUCUAUUUGGCACACAUUAUGUACUUUACGAUCGUUCCGUUUAUUCGGCAGAUAUUGAGCUUAUCAUUCAACUCACAAACAAUCCACAAUUGUAUAUUUUCUUCCUCCCUCCUCAUCUCUGACACCCUCUCCUUGUCCCUGUCUUACAGAGGCAGGACAUUCUAGUUGGCAUUUGAUAUCAUGAUGUACUUCAUGAUUAUUACGUUUAUUAGGCAGAUAUUUAGCUAAUCAGUCACAGCACACAACAGUCUCUAACACCAUCUCCUUGUCCCUGUGUUACAGAGGCGGCGCUGCACAGCCUACUGGGAGCCCUGACCAGCGAGACAUAUAACGACCCCACGCAGAACCUGGAGCGCGAGCAGGCGCUGGCCAAGCAGUUUGCCGAGAUCCUACACUUCACACUGCGCUUCGACGAGCUCAAAGUACGUCCCGUGACAUCCCUGGCCGCCAUUUCCUCAAUUUAGCCCAGAGUCCCCACCGUUCUCUCAUUUCAUCCGACCCUUGAUGUGAUCCUAAGCUAUAGCUUUGUGUGGUGCUGUUGUUGGCAUGGUUACGUUGUUAUUAUGUACAUGGUGUACCUAUUCCUUCUGAUAACGUGCGAGCUAACUCUCGUUGGCAUGACGAGGUGUUAAUACCUAUAUUUAGGUGUUAGUGCUGUACACCAUUAAGCCUCAGCCAAUUAACAGAUGAUACAACUUGGAUCCUUAUUUUUUAUCACCAGCAUUUCUGGGGCCGCAAUUGUUUUUGCAAUAAUUUCCACAAAUGUGGGGUUGACCCAACUGCAGUUCCCCCCUGACUUUGAAUACCACUGGUAUACACGCGGCUGGAAUGAAUGAACAAUGAGGUUGUGGAUCAGGAAGACGAAUAGGAUAGUGUAGUAGGCUGGUGCUUUUUGUUUGCAUGCCAACUGGCACCAUAUGCCCUAUGUAGUGCACUACUUUUGACCAGGGCCAAUAGGAUUCUGGUCAAAAGUAAUGCACUAUAAAGGGAAUAGGGUGCCAUUUGGGACGCAUUGCUUGGCUAGGGCUCCCAUCUUCAACACACAGAGACAUGGUUUACAGUUGAUCCCGGGUAAGAAACCCACAGAUUGCCUUUUUUGUCUGAGUCACAGACAACUCCUCCACUUACCAUAAAUCGCCUGGCCAAGUAGUCAGGGAGUCCCUAAUAUAUACGGACGUCAGAAACAAUCAAAUGAGCUCUCAUCUGGCUCGCAAGGCGUCAGAGUGAAAUGUACACACACACACACACACACUCCUACUCAAACCAGCACCCUGACACCCCCAGGCAUUCCGUCACGACGCACCAAUUAACCAGCCCUCCUGCCCGGCACCCCCAUACCCUGCAUGGGCACUAAAAGCGUGAAAGUAGGGGGGUUCAAGGUGUCAUGCCAGACACCAUUCAUACAUUUUUCACUCCCCAUACGCCGACGACGGGCAUUAACCUAGUUAGAACAUCCAUUCACCCGCCUGCCGUGUUUUUAAAGCCACUCACUGGUGAAAUAGGCUGGCCUGGCACUAGCCGCUAGCACUGACCGUCUAGCUGUAGCUAAGUGGACACAGACUGGGUACCAGUCUAUUGUGGUGGGAUUACCCAGCUGCUCGUGCCGGCCAGGCGUUAAUACACGAAGGGGCUAAUAGCGUGUCGCUAGGGGUAAUUGGGGAGGCGUCUCAGGACAUUGGAGGAGCAGGAGGUUAAUGUGCCGGACGGGGCCCACUGAUUGGCCAGUGGCUUAUUGAAGGUAAGCUCCGCUCAAGGCAAGGUCUAAUGAUCCUCUUUGCGGAAGGAAGCAGGGAAGCCGCGCUUCUUUGUUCGCAUCGAUUGCCUCUAGAGAUUUAAGAUGGAGUGUGCUUACUCUGCAAAGUAAGCUUUGAGGUUGUGUUGCCAAAUCACAGAACUUCACCGAUGUUCUAUAGCUAAUCACAUGGGGGUGCUAGCUACCCCUUCCCUCCCCCCUAAAUCAGAGAGUGUCACCACAUGUCCUGACCUGUGACCUCUGACCACUAGUAGCCCCUCAUCAUCCUUAGUGUUGUUGACGCUUCUGUCACACUGCCAAACAUAAUGAGCCACUGCAGCUCUGCUAAAGGGAACUAACAAGUAUUUCAUGAAUUGACAGUUGAAAAUAAAUGCAUCCUAUUAUAAAGGACAAGCGAGGAAAUAUGGAUAUAAAUAAAUAGAAGAUUAAAUCUUAUCGAUGUCUUUUUUUCAUUCUAUCUCCGCCCCCAGCAAUGUAUCUGCCUUGUAUGCUAAAACAUCCUGUCAUGAUGAUGGAGUAUUUCAGAGAGCUGGAUGUCUGCUGCCGCAUGCUGUGUGUUGCAGACACACACACGAACGCACACAGCCAUAUGCAUGCACACACACACACACGCACGCACACAGCCAUAUGCAUGCACACACACAAGAACACACAGAACGUGCCAAGUCCUGAGAGUUUUCUGUUUGUAAUGUACAUGUUAAUCCAUGUGUUGCAGAUGACUAAUCCUGCCAUCCAGAAUGACUUCAGCUACUACAGGAGAACGUUGAGCCGCAUGCGGAUCAACAAUACACCGGUGAGCUGACUACUGACCUCUUUAAUCUGAGGGGCUGAUGGUCCUUUCCCCCUGAGGCUACAGCCACAGACAUUUUGCGUCCGAAAAUUACGGAUUAAGUCAAUGGUUUUUCAAUGGCAGUCAUCCGCUGCACUGACAGAUGGACGAAGAUGAUUGUCCGUCAAAAAAUGCACAAUAUGUCAGCCUUUGGGCGUAUGCAACUCGUCUGAAAAUAGUUUACUUGAGCCACUGGGGACUCAAAGGGGGUUUGAGGCGCUCACUGGAGCACAGGGGGCGGUAUUAUUCAGAUGAGAUGUAUUCUUGCGAUAGCAUGGCAGGCGUUUAAAGGACAAUUCAGCCUCCUAUCUCCACACAGCCAUGCUUCAAAAUGACAGCCGGUGUACCUUUUUCAAUGGCACCAAGGACAUCUGAGAAAGGUCUGAAUUUUUUACUUUAGUGAAUAAAGUGAACGGAAUCUGCCCGUGUUCAUCUCGUCUGGAUUUUUAUCUAUACUGAACAAAAAUAGAAAUGCAACAUGUAAAGUGUUGGUCCCAUGUUUCAUGCGCUGAAAUAAAAGAUCCCAGAAAUGUUCCAUAUGCACAAAAAGCUUAUUUCUCUCAAAUGUUGUGCACACAUUUGUUUACAUCCCUGUUAGUGAGCAUUUCUCAUUUGCCAAGAUAAUCCAUCCACCUGACAGGUGUGGCAUAUCAAGAAGCUGAUUAAACAGCAUGAUCAUUACACAGGUGCACCUUGUGCUGGGGACAAUAAAAAGCCACUCUAAAAUGUGCAGUUUUGUCACACAACACAAUGACAGAUGUCUUAAAUUGAGGGAGUGUGCAAUUGUCAUGCUGACUGCAGGAAUGUCCACCAGAGCUGUUGCCUCCAACGUUGUUUUAGAGAAUUUGGCAGUACGUCCAACCAGCCUCACAACCGCAGACCACGUGUAACCACGCCAGCCCAGGACCUCCACAUCUCGACUGCUGAUGAAACUGAGAUGUAUUUCUGUCUGUAAUAAAGCCCUUUUGUGGAGAAAAACUCCUUCUGAUUGGCUGGGCCUGGCUCCCCAGUGGGUGGGCCUGGCUCCCAAGUGGGUGGGCUUAUGCCAUCCCAGGCCCACCCAUGGCUGCGCCCCUGCCCAUUCAUGUGAAAUCCAUAGAUUAGGGCCUAAUGAGUUUAUUUCAGUUGACUGUUGCAUGUUGCAUUUAUAUUUUUGUUCAGUAUAUGUAGCUGUAGCUUUAUCCCCCCUACGUGAAUAUGCCAUUAGGAAAAUGGCCCCAGAUGGUCAGAUCUGUCACUGCUAGAGCCCGUCUCUGCGUCUCAAAUGACACACCCUAUUUCCUAUAAAGUGCACUACUUUUGAUCAGGGCCCACAGGGAUCUGGAUCUGGUCAAAAGUAGUGCACUAUGUAGGGAAUAGGGUGCCAUUUGGGACGCAUCCCAUCUAUAGCCAGGCACAUUUGGGACACAGACCAUCUAUAGCCAGGCACUGAAAACUCUCCAGCCCAGCAGGACAGAGGAGCAUUACUUCAUUCUCAGUGUUCAGGCACUGACUACUGGAAUCACGACCGUUAUCUGUUCUGGUGGAAAAUACAUUAGUUCUUAUUCAAAUGUGAUAAUUGUUUUAUGUGACACGUCUUCACAUCCCAGAGGAUUAUUCAUAUUAUUCCGCAUUAGAGAAUAAAGGCUCAGUCUUUAAGGUAGAAAAAUGGUCUCCUUGCCGUUACUGAAUAUAGAGUGUUUCUCUACCAGCAUCUACUUUCUCCAAAAUAUUCAGUGUUUGUAAAGCGACAACAUUGAUGAAGUUCCUUGGUUUUUCAGGCAGAGGGGGAGAAUGAAGUCAACAACGAGCUGGCCAAUCGGAUAUCUCUGUUCUACGCCGACGCCACGCCCGUGUUGAAGACGUUAAGCGAUGGCACGACAAAGUUUGUCUCAGAGGUAAGAGGCCAUCGAAAGUGGUUUCACAGCUUCCUUACUUGGCAAACUUGAUAUCUGACACAUUGCCCAUCAGUAAUUGAAGUGACCAAUGCAACAAUGUGGUUUACUGUAGUAAAAAACAUCCCGUCUCUUUCUGUUGGCCUAGAAUAAGAACUUGCCCAUCGAGAACACGACAGACUGCUUAAGCACGAUGGCGAGCGUGUGCAAAGUCAUGUUGGAAACGCCGUAAGUGAUCCCAUCCACUUCCUCACUAAAUCAAGACAAUGUCAAUGUCUGCAGAAAUCGUGGAUCUGGUCUCAGAGUAGGAGUGCUGAUCUAUGAUCAGUUUUGCCUUUAAGAUCAUAAGGAAAAUGGUGUAGGGCAGCGAUCAUCAACUAGACUCAGCCGCGGGCUGAUUUUUUUAUUGAGCGGAUAGUCAGGAGACCGGAACAUAAUUACAAAGAAUUUGUAGACUGCAAAUGGGCCGCAAGAAGCCCUAAACAGAUAUAAUAUUUAACAAAAAUAUAAUCAUUUCAAACCUUGCUUACAUUUGUAUACGAUCACAUAUCUCUCUAUUAUGCGUGUAAAGUGAUCUAUACUGUUCUGGAACAUAAAAUAACAUGAUUAACCGGUUCCCAUGCUUUUAAAAUAACGUCUCUGUUCUGGGACAGUACGGAUCACUUUUGUUCCUGGUUGUGAGUCUGUUCCUCAAAAUGGUUUGUUCUUUUCGGUUUUCUGUUCUGUUCCCUGAACCGGUUCCAACCCCUGCUUCGAGCUGAUUUGCUGAUGUUUUUACAAUAUUUUAUGUUAACAAAAAGAAGAAAAAAAAUAACUUGGGGGGCCAAAUAAAAUCCCCCACCAGUUGGGGAACCCUGGUGUAGGGUGUCCACCCACUCUACACAGAGUGGGUGAAAAAUGCACUUUGGUGAUGAAAUGUCACUUCUUUAUGUUAGAAAAUACAUUUUACUUAGAUAUAUGAUUCUUCAUGUUCUGAAUUGUUCAGUGGUGGCUUUCUCUAACAUAUCAUUAACAUUAUAUCUAAAAAGUCGGAUUUCAUAACCUAAUACAUCCGAUAAUAAGCAAAGAGCGUUGAGCAGCAACUUUUUAGUAUUUUACAUGUUGUGAGCUCAGUGCUCUGUUGACAUUUCACAGAGAUAUGCUUGUUUUUGUGAGAAAUCUUCAAAAAAAUAACAGGAAUUUCGCAUUAAUAUGAAAGCAUAUACUAAAAUAUGAAAAUACUACAAGUCAUGUCUCAAAAUCAAUAUCUAUCUUACCUUUAUAUUGUUUUAUGUCCUCAGUUAGCCUUAAUUCUCGCACAGCAUCCAGUCUAGCUGACAUAAUGAUUUUCCUGAUUGUUGGCCCCUUUUUAUUUCUGGCCUCCAUUGAUUUAGUCACCCUAAUUUUGGCCAUCCUACAAGGGUAAAAACUUAAAUAUCUUUGAAUGGAUUAUGAUCGAGACAUGAGGUUUGGACCAUUGGUUUUCUUAGAGGAGUAUCUAUAAAAUAUUAACAUAUUAUUUUACCCAUUGGUCAAAAGAGGCAUUUUUGAUUGGACACCUUAUUAUAUGGACAGGGGAAACAUGAUCCUUGAUCAGCAAUCUCAGUGCCUUUCUAUGUUUCCAGGGAGUACCGUAGCCGCUUCACCAGUGAGGAGACGGUCUCGUUCUGCCUGCGUGUCAUGGUUGGCGUCAUCAUCCUGUACGACUAUGUGCAUCCUGUCGGAGCCUUUUCCAAGUCUUCCAAAAUUGAUGUGAGUGCAGGGUGGAGCUAUGUCAUCAAGGCUCCCAGUCCCAGAGGAUUGGCCACACACACGCACACACACACACACAAAACUGAUUUAUCUCAACAUGGUGUUUUCUGCUUCACAGAUGAAAGGGUGCAUCAAGGUCCUCCGAGAUCAACCGCCCAACAGUGUAGAAGGUCUUUUAAACGCUCUCAGGUAAGGCCCACCCUGUCUGUAGCUGAACAAUGCUUUUCUUUAACAGAGAAGAUGUUUUACUGAAUACUGUUGCAACUUUUUUCCUCUCACACUUACUUUAACAGACAGUAGCAUACUUACUGUGAAAUAAAAUACAGCCAUAUUUGGCCACAUUUCCUUAAUUAUUCUUUUUUUUUAACAAGUUAAGAGGGACUAAAAUCGAUAUGUGUUAUUUAGUGUUUGUGUUAAAUGUGGAAUCCCACAGUUUUAGAUUAUUGAAGAUCAGAGAGGAUUACAUUUCUUUGAGCCCCGGCCCCCUGCUCUCUUCUUAAAUCUAAGUGGCUCGCGCUCUCGCAGCUGUUCGCAGCUGACACAGCCAUUUUCGUGGCAACCGCGCUCACAUCUGCACAUCACAUCAUCAGGUCCUUUGGGCACGCUCAGUCACUCUCUUCCAGUCACGUGAGGUCACUCCUGAGUCAAAGCCUCCAGCCUUCAUUUCUCUUUCGUUCCGUCUCUGUGGGGAGAACGCCAGACUGGAAAUCAAAGUUCAGAGCUGUGAAACUGUCAUCAAGGCUUUCUCACACUCUCUGCGAGAGCAGUCGUGUUACGUUCACAGAUCCUGGCACUGAUCGCUCUGUCUGGUCUGUCUGUUCAUCUGUCCCUCGCAGGUACACAACCAAGCAUUUGAAUGACGAAUCGACCAACAAGACCAUCAAGAGCAUGCUGCAGUAG